UUGCUGUCUCCUCCUCCUAUUCCUCUUCUUUUAUCGACUCUUCUUUUAACUCCUCUUCCCUCCACCUCUAUUUCUGUCUCCUCCUCCUCCUCUUCUUUUUAUCGCGCCUUUUCUUUUUCCUCUUCCCCUCCACCUCUAUUUCUGUCUCCUCCUCCUAUUCCUCUUCUUUUAUCGCCUCUUCUUUUAACUCCUCUUCCCCUCUACGUCUAUUUCUGUCUCCUCCUCCUCCUCUUCUUUUAUCGCCUUCUUUUAACUCCUCUUCCCCUCCACGUCUAUUUCUGUCUCCUCCUCCUCCUCUUCUUUUUAUCGCCCUUUUUUUUAACUCCUCUUCCUCUCCAUCUCUUUUCUGUCUCCUCCUCCUCCUCUUCUUUUAUCGCCUCUUCUUUAACUCCUCUUCCCCUCCACGUCUAUUUCUGUCUCCUCCUCCUCCUCUUCUUUUUCGCCCUUUUUUUUUUAACUACUCUUCCCCUCCAUCUCUUUUCUGUCUCCUCCUCCUCCUCUUCUUUUAUCGCCUCUUCUUUUAACUCCUCUUCCCCUCCACGUCUAUUUCUUAACUGUCAGCCUCUUGUUUCUUUCUUUCUUUUUUUCUUUGUUUAUCUAUAUCAGAGAAAGUAUCUGUCAGCCUCUUGUUUCUUUCUUUCUUUGUUUAUCUAUAUCAGAGAAAGUAACUGUCAGCCUCUUGUUUCUGUCUUUCUUUUUUUCUUUGUUUAUCUAUAUCAGAGAAAGUAUCUGGCAGCCUCUUGUUUCUUUCUUUCUUUGUUUAUAUAUAUGAGAGAAAGUAUCUGUCAGCCUCUUGUUUCUUUCUUUCUUUUUUUCUUUGUUUAUCUAUAUCAGAGAAAGUAUCUGUCAGCCUCUUGUUUCUUUCUUUCUUUGUUUAUCUAUAUCAGAGAAAGUAACUGUCAGCCUCUUGUUUCUUUCAGAGAAAGUCUUUCUUUUUUUUCUUUGUUUAUCUAUAUCAGAGAAAGUAUCUGUCAGCCUCUUGUUUCUUUCUUUCUUUGUUUAUCUAUAUCAGAGAAAGUAACUGUCAGCCUCUUGUUUCUUUCUUUCUUUUUUUCUUUGUUUAUCUAUAUCAGAGAAAGUAUCUGUCAGCCUCUUGUUUCUUUCUUUCUUUGUUUAUCUAUAUCAGAGAAAAAAAGUAUCUGUCAGCCUCUUGUUUCUUUCAUUCUUGGUUUAUCUACAUCAGAGAAAGUAACUGUCAGCCUCUUGUUUCUUUCUUUCUUUUUUCUUUGUUUAUCUAUAUCAGAGAAAGUAUCUGUCAGCCUCUUGUUACUUUCUUUCUUUGUUCAUCUAUAUCAGAGAAAGUAUCUGUCAGCCUCUUGUUUCUUUCUUUCUUUGUUUAUCUAUAUCCAAGACAAUAUAUGUCAGCCUCUUGUAUCUUUCUUUUUUUCUUUGUUUGCCUAUAUCAGAGAAAGUAAAUGUCAGCCUCUUGUUUGUUUCUUUCUUUUUUUCUUUGUUUAUCUAUAUCAGAGAAAGUAUCUGUCCGUCUCUUGUUUCUUUCUUUCUUUGUUUAUCUAUAUGUAUCUGUCAACCUUUGUUUCUUUCUUUCUUUGUUUAUCUAUAUCAGAGACAAUAUAUGUCAGCCUCUUGUUUCUUUCUUUUUUUUUCUUUGUUUAUCUAUAUCAGAAAAAUAACUGUCAGCCUCUAGUUUCUUUCUUUCUUUUUUUUCUUUGUUUAUCUAUAUCAGAGAAAGUAACUGUCAGUAUCUGUCAGUCUCUUGUUUCUUUUUUUUAUUUGUUUAUCUAUAUCAGAGAAAGUAUCUGUCAGCCUCUUGUUUCUUUCUUUUAUUUGUUUAUCUUUCAGAGAAAGUUUGUUCUUGUUUCUUUUUUUUUUCUUGUUUAUCUAUAUCAUAUCUGUCAGCCUCUUGUUUCUUUAUUCUUUGUUUAUCUAUAUCAGAGAAAGUAUCUGUCAGCAUCUUGUUUCUUUCUUUCUUUGUUUAUCUAUAUCAGAGAAAUUAAAUGUCAGCCUCUUAUUUCUUUCUUUCUUUUUUUUUUUCAUUAUCAGAAAGUUGUCAUCUUGUUUCUUUCUUUCUUUUUUUCAUUGUUUAUCUAUAUCAGAGAAAGUAUCUGUCAGCCUUAUUUCUUUCUUUUUUUUCUUUGUUUAUCUAUAUCAGAAAAAAGUAUCUGUCAGCCUCUUGUUUCUUUCUUUUUUUUCUUUGUUUAUCUAUAUCAGAGAAAGUAUCUGUCAGCCUCCUUUCUUUCUUUCUUUUUUCUUUGUUUAUCUAUAUCAGAAAAAACUGUCAGCCUUUCUUUGUUUCCUUUCUUUCUUUUUUUUUUUCUUUGUUUUGUUUAUCUAUAUCAGAGAAAGUAUCUGUCAGCCUCUUGUUUCUUUCUUUCUUUGUUUAUCUAUAUCAGAGAAAGUAACUGCCAGCCUCUUGUUUCUUUCUUUCUUUUUUCUUUGUUUAUCUAUAUCAGAGAAAGUAUCUGUCAGCCUCUUGUUUCUUUCUUUCUUUGUUUAUCUAUAUCAGAGAAAGUAACUGUCAGCCUCUUGUUUCUUUCUUUCUUUUUUUCUUUGUUUAUCUAUAUCAGAGAAAGUAUCUGUCAGCCUCUUGUUUCUUUCUUUCUUUUGUUUAUCUAUAUCAGAGAAAGUAUCUGUCAGCCUCUUGUUUCUUUCUUUCUUUGUUUAUCUAUAUCAGAGACAAUAUAUAGAAAGUAUCUGUCAGCCUCUUGUUUCUUUCUUUCUUUGUUUAUCUAUAUCAGAGAAAGUAACUGUCAGCCUCUUGUUUCUUUCUUUCUUUUUUUCUUUGUUUAUCUAUAUCAGAGAAAGUAUAUGUCAGCCUCAUGUUUCUUUCUUUCAUUGUUUAUCUAUAUCAGAGAAAGUAUCUGUCAGCCUCUUGUUUUUUUUUCUUUGUUUAUCUUUCAAAAGAAAGUUUCAUCUAUAUCAGAAAGUAUCUGUCAGCCUCUUGUUUUUCUUUCUUUCUUUUUAUCUUUUGUUUAUCUAUAUCAGAGAAAAGAAAGUAUCUGUCAGCCUCUUGUUUCUUUUCUUUCUUUUUUCUUUUUUAUCUAUAUCAGAGAAAGUAUCUGUCAGCCUCUUGUUUUUCUUUCUUUUUUCUUUGUUUAUCUAUAUCAGAAAAAGAAAGUAUCUGUCAGCCUCUUGUUUCUUUCUUUUCUUUGUUUAUCUAUAUCAGAGAAAUAUCUGUCAGCCUCUUGUUUCUUUCUUUUUUUUUUGUUUAUCUAUAUCAGAGAAAGUAACUGUGUCAGCCUCUUGUUUCUUUCUUUCUUUUUUUUUUUGUUUAUCUAUAUCAGAGAAAGUAUCUGUCAGCCUCUUGUUUCUUUCUUUCUUUUUUUCUUUUUGUCUAUAUCAGAGAAAGUAUCUGUCAGCCUCUUUGUUUUUUUUUUUCUUUUUUUCUUUUGUUUAUCUAUAUCAGAGACAAUAUCUGUCAGCCUCUUUGUUUCUUUCUUUUUUCUUUGUUUAUCUAUAUCAGAGAAAGUAUCUGUCAGCCUCUUGUUUCUUUUUUUUUUUUUUCUUUGUUUAUCUAUAUCAGAGAAAAGUAACUGUCAGCCUCUUGUUUCUUUCUUUUUUUUUUUUUGUUUAUCUAUAUCAGAGAAAGUAUAUGUCAGCCUCUUGUUUCUUUCUUUUUUUUUUUUGUUUAUCUAUAUCAGAAAAAAUAUCUGUCAGCCUCUUUCUUUUUUUUUCUUUGUUUAUCUAUAUCAGAAAGUAUCUGUCAGCCUCUUGUUUCUUUCUUUCUUUUUUUUUGUAUAUCAGAGAAAGUAUCUGUCAGCCUCUUGUUUCUUUCUUUUCUUUGUUUAUCUAUAUCAGAGAAAGACAGCCUCUUGUUUCUUUCUUUCUUUGUUUAUCUAUAUCAGAGAAAAUAUAUGUCAGCCUCUUGUUCUUUCUUUUUUUUUUUUUUCUUUAUUUAUCUAUAUCAGAAAAGUAUCUGUCAGCCUCUUGUUUCUUUCUUUCUUUGUUUAUCUAUAUCAGAAAGUAACUGCCAUUUCUUUUUUCUUUUUUUCUUUGUUUAUCUAUAUCAGAAAAGUAUCUGUCAGCCUCUUGUUUCUUUCUUUCUUUUGUUUAUCUAUAUCAGAGACAAUAUCUGUCAGCCUCUUGUUUCUUUCUUUUUUUUUCUUUUUUUUUGUUUAUCUAUAUCAGAGAAAAUAUCUGUCAGCCUCUUGUUUCUUUUUUUCUUUGUUUAUCUAUAUUUUUCUUUUUUUUUUCUUUGUUUAUUUCUUUCUUUUCAGUUUAUCUAUAUCAACUGUCAGCCUUUCUUUUUUCUUUUUGUUUAGCUUUCUUUUUUUCUUUGUUUAUCUAUAUCAGAGAAAGUAUAUGUCAACCUCUUGUUUUUUUUUUUUUCUUUGUUUAUCUAUAUCAGAGAAAGUAUCUGUCAGCCUCUUGUUUCUUUCUUUCUUUGUUUUAUCUAUAUCAGAAAAUAUCUGUCAGCCUCUUGUUUCUUUCUUUUUUUUUUUUGUUUAUCUAUAUCAGAGAAAGUAUCUGUCAGCCUCUUUCUUUCUUUCUUUGUUUGUUUAUCAGAUAUCAGAGAAAGUAUCUGUCAAUAUAUGUCAGCCUCUUGUUUUUUUUUUUUUUCUUUGUUUAUCUAUAUCAGAAAAAGUAUCUGUCAGCCUCUUGUUUUUCUUUUUUUUUUUGUUUAUCUAUAUCAGAGAAAGUAACUGUCAGCCUCUUGUUUCUUUCUUUCUUUUUUUUUCUUUGUUUAUCUAUAUCAGAGAAAGUAUCUGUCAGCCUCUCUUUUUUCUUUUUUUUGUUUAUCUAUAUCAGAGAAAAUAUCUGUCAGCCUCUUGUUUUUUUUUCUUGUUUAUCUAUAUUCCAUCUUGUUUCUUUCUUUCUUUGUUUAUCUAUAUCAACCUCUUGUUUCUUUCUUUCUUUUCUUUGUUUAUCUAUAUCAGAGAAAGUAUCUGUCAGCCUCUUGUUUCUUUUCUUUCUUUGUUUAUCUAUAUCAGAGAAAGUAACUGUCAGCCUCUUGUUUCUUUCUUUUUUUUUUGUUUUUAUAUCAGAAAGUAUCUGUCAGCCUCUUGUUUCUUUAUUCUUUGUUUAUCUAUUUGUUUUUUUUCUAUAUCAGAGAAAUAUCUGUCAGCCUCUUGUUUUUUUUCUUUUCUUUGUUUAUCUAUAUCAGAGAAAGUAUCUGUCAGCCUCUUGUUUCUUUCUUUCUUUUUUUUCUUUGUUUAUCUAUAUCAGAGAAAAUAUAUGUCAGCCUCUUGUUCUUUCUUUUUUUCUUUUUGUUUAUCUAUAUCAGAGAAAGUAUCUGUCAGCCUCUUGUUUUUUCUUUCUUUUUUUUUUGUUUAUUUGUUUAUCUAUGUCAGAGAAAGUAUCUUUUCUUUUUUCUUUGUUUAUCUAUUCAAGUCUUUCUUUUUUUUCUUUUUUGUUUAUCUAUAUCAGAAAAGUAUCUGUCAGCCUCUUGUUUCUUUUCUUUUUGUUUUUUGUUUAUCUAUAUCAGAGAAAGUAUUUUUUUCCUGUUUAUCUAUUUCUCUUGUUUCUUUCUUUCUUUUUUUUGUUUAUCUAUAUCAGUUUAUCUUGUUUCUUUCUUUUUUGUUUAUCUAUAUCAGAGAAAGUAUCUGUCCUUUCUUUUUCUUUUUUCUAUGUUUCUUUCUUGUUUCUUUUUCUUUGUUUAUCUAUAUCAGAAAAAGUAUCUGUCAGCCUCUUGUUUCUUUUUUCUUUCUUUUUCUUUGUUUAUCUAUAUCAGAGUUUAUCUAUAUCAGUCAGCCUCUUGUUCUUUCUUUCUUUUUUUCUUUGUUUAUCUAUAUCAGAGAAAAAGUAUCUGUCAACCUCUUGUUUCUUUCUUUCUUUUUUUUUUGUUUAUCUAUAUCAGAAAAUAUAUGUCAGCCUCUUGUUUCUUUUUCUUUUUUUUUUGUUUAUCUAUAUCAGAGAAAGUAUCUGUCAGCCUCUUGUUCUUUCUUUCUUUGUUUAUCUUUCAAGAAAGUAUCUGUCAGCCUUUUUCUUUCUUUUUUUUCUUUUUUAUCUAUAUCAGAGAAAUAUAUCUGUCAGCCUCUUGUUUUUCUUUCUUUUCUUUGUUUAUCCAUAUCAGACAAUAUCUGUCAGCCUCUUGUUUCUUUCUUUCUUUUUUCUUUGUUUAUCUAUAUCAGAGAAAUAUCUGUCAGCCUCUUGUUUUUUUCUUUCUUUGUUUAUCUAUAUCAAGAAAGUAUCUGUCAGCCUCUUGUUUCUUUCUUUCUUUUUUUCUUUGUUUAUCUAUAUCAGAAAGUAUCUGUCAGCCUCUUGUUUCUUUUUUCUUUUUCUUUGUUUAUCUAUAUCAGAGAAAGUAACUGUCAGCCUCUUGUUUCUUUCUUUCUUUGUUUAUCUAUAUCAGAGAAAGUAUCUGCCUCUUGUUUUUUCUUUCUUUGUUUCUUUCUUUCUUUCUUGUUUCUUUCUUUUUCUUUUGUUUAUCUAUAUCAGAGAAAGUAUCUGUCAGCCUCUUGUUUCUUUCUUUUCUUUUUUUUUUUGUUUAUCUAUAUCAGAGAAGUAUCUGUCAGCCUCUUGUUUUUUCUUUCUUUGUUUAUCUAUAUCAGAGAAAGUAUCUGUCAGUCUCUUGUUUCUUUCUUUUUUUUUUUUCUUUGUUUAUCUAUAUCAGAGAAAGUAUCUGUCAGCCUCUUGUUUCUUUCUUUCUUUUCUUUUAUCUAUAUCAGAGAAAAUAACUGUCAACCUCUUGUUUCUUUCUUUUUUUUUUUGUUUAUCUAUAUCAGAGAAAGUAUCUGUCAGCCUCUUGUUUCUUUCUUUUUCUUUUUUUAUCUAUAUCAGAGACAAUAUAUAUGUCAGCCUCUUGUUUCUUUUUUUUUUUUUGUUUAUCUAUAUCAGAAAAAGUAUCUGUCAGCCCUCUUGUUUCUUUUUUUCUUUCUUUUUCUUUAUAUAAAGUAUCUUCAGCCUCUUGUUUUUUCUUUCUUUUUUUUGUUUAUCUAUAUCAGAGAAAGUAUCUGUCAGCCUCUUGUUCUUUCUUUCUUUUUUCUUUGUUUAUCUAUAUCAGAGAAAGUAUCUAUGUCCAACCUCUUGUUUCUUUCUUUUUUUUCUUUUGUUUUCUUAUCAGAAAAGUAUCUGUCAGCCUCUUUGUUUCUUUCUUUGUUUAUCUAUAUCAGAGAAAAUAUAUGUCAGCCUCUUUGUUUCUUUCUUUUUUUUUUUUUGUUUAUCUAUAUCAGAAAGUAUCUGUCAGCCUCUUGUUUUUUUCUUUCUUUGUUUAUCUAUAUCAGAGAAAGUAACUGUCAACCUUCUUGUUUCUUUUUUUUUUUUUUUUUAUUGUUUAUCUAUAUCAGAAAAAGUAUCUGUCAGCCUCUUGUUUUUUUCUUUCUUUGUUUAUCUAUAUCAGAGAAAAUAUAUAUGUCAGCCUCUUGUUUUUUUCUUUUUUUUUUUUGUUUAUCUAUAUCAGAGAAAGUAUCUGUCAGCCUCUUGUUUUCUUUCUUUUUUUCUUUGUUUAUCUAUAUCAGAGAAAGUAUCUGUCAGCCUCUUGUUUCUUUCUUUCUUUUUUUCUUUGUUUAUCUAUAUCAGAGAAAAUAUCUCGUCUCCUCCUCUUUUUUUUCUUUCUUUCUUUUCUUUCUUUUAUCUAUAUCAGAGAAAUCAAGUAUCUGUCAACCUCUUGUUUCUUUCUUUCUUUGUUUAUCUAUAUCAGAGAAAGUAACUCUCAGCCUCUUGUUUCUUUCUUUCUUUGUUUUCUUUGUUUAUCUAUAUCAGAGAAAGUAUCUGUCAGCCUCUUGUUUCUUUUUUUUUCUUUGUUUAUCUAUAUCAGAGAAAAUAUCUGUCAGCCUCCCCUUUGUUUAUCUUAUCUUUCUUUUUUUCUUUCUUUAUUCUUUAUCAGAGAAAGUAUCUGUCAACCUCUUGUUCUUUCUUUCUUUUUUUCUUUUGUUUAUCUAUAUCAGAGAAAUAUGUCAGCCUCUUGUUUCUUUCUUUUUUUUUUAUCUAUAUCAUAUCAGCCUCAAUAUCUGUUUCUUUCUUUUUUUUCUUUCUUUCUUUGUUUAUCUAUAUCAGAGAAAGUAUAUGUCAGCUCUCUUGUUUUCUUUCUUUUUUUUUUUUAUCUAUAUCAGAGAAAGUAUCUGUCAGCCUCUUGUUUCUUUCUUUCUUUGUUUAUCUAUAUCAGAGAAAUAUAACUGUCAGCCUCUUGUUUCUUUCUUUUUUUUUUUUUAUCUAUAUCUAGAAAAUAUCUAUCAGCCUCAGAAAAGUAUCAGAGAAAGUAUCUGUCAGCCUCUUGUUUCUUUUUCUUUGUUUAUCUAUUCUUUUUCUUUGUUUUUCUUUGUUUAUCUAUAUCAGAGAAAACUCUCAGCCUCUUGUUUUUUCAUUGUUUAUCUAUAUCAGAAAAGUAACUGUCAGCCUCUUGUUCUUUCUUUCUUUUUUUCUUUGUUUAUCUAUAUCAGAAAAUAUCUGUCAACCUCUUGUUUUUUUUCUUUUUUUUCUUUGUUUAUCUAUAUCAGAGAAAGUAUCUGUCAGACUCCUCUUUCUUUCUUUUUUUUUUUCUUUGUUUAUCUAUAUCAGAAAGUAUCUGUCAGCCUCUUGUUUCUUUCUUUCUUUGUUUAUCUAUAUCAGAGAAAAUCUUAUCUUUUUUUCUUUUUUUCUUUGUUUAUCUAUAUCAAGAAAGUAUUCAGCCUCUUUCUUUCUUUUUUCUUUGUUUAUCUAUAUCUGAGAAAGUAUUUGUCAGCCUCUUGUUUCUUUCUUUCUUUGUUUAUCUAUAUCAGAGAAAGUAUCUGUCAGUCUCUUGUUUCUUUCUUUCUUUUUUUCUUUGUUUAUCUAUAUCAGAGAAAAAAGUAUCUUGUUUCUUUCUUUCUUUUUUUCUUUGUUUAUCUAUAUCAGAGAAAGUAUCUGUCAGCCUCUAGUUUUUUUCUUUCUUUGUUUAUCUAUAUCAGAGACAAUAUAUGUCAGCCUCUUGUAUCUUUCUUUUUUUCUUUGUUUAUCUAUAUCAGAGAAAGUAUCUGUCAGCCUCUUGUUUCUUUCUUUCUUUGUUUAUCUAUAUCAGAGAAAAGAAAGUAUCUGUCAGCCUCUUGUUUCUUUCUUUCUUUUUUUAUCUAUAUCAGAGAAAAUAACUGUCAACCUCUUGUAUCUUUCUUUUUUUCGUUGUUUAUCUAUAUCAGAGAAAGUAUCUGUCAGCCUCUUGUUUCUUUCUUUCUUUGUUUAUCUAUAUCAGAGAAAGUAACUGUCAGCCUCUUGUUUCUUUCUUUCUUUUUUUUUGUUUAUCUAUAUCAGAGAAAGUAUCUGUCAGCCUCUUGUUUCUUUCUUUCAUUGUUUAUCUAUUAUCAGAAAAAGUAUCUGCCAACCUCUCAGCCUCUUGUUUCUUUUUUUUCUUUUUUCUUUGUUUAUUUCUUUAUCUAUAUCAGAAAGUAUCUCAUUUCUUUCUUUUUUUUUCUUUGUUUGUUUAUAUCAGAGAAAGUAUAUGUCAGCCUCUUGUUUCUUUCUUUCUUUUUUCUUUGUUUAUCUAUAUCAGAUCUGUCAGCCUAUCUGUCAACCUAUCAAGAAAUGUUUCAGCCUUUCUUUUUUUUCUUUGUUUAUCUAUAUCAGAAAAGUAUCUGUCAGCCUCUUGUUUCUUUCUUUUUUCUUUGUUUAUCUAUAUCAGAAAGUAUAUGUCAACCUCUUAAAAUAUCUGUCAGCCUCUUGUUUUUUCUUUCUUUUUCUUUGUUUAUCUUUCUUUUUUUCUUUGUUUAUCUAUAUCAGAGAAAGUAUCUGUCAGCCUCUUGUUUCUUUCUUUUUUUUCUUUGUUUAUCUAUAUCAGAAAAGUAUCUGUCAGCCUCUUGUUUCUUUCUUUUUUUUGUUUAUCUAUAUCAGAGAAAAUAUAUCUGUCAACCUCUUGUUUCUUUCUUUUCUUUGUUUAUCUAUCAGAAAAAUAUAUGUCAACCUCUUGUUUUUCUUUCUUUCUUUUGUUUAUCUAUAUCAGAAAAACUUCAUCCAGCCUUUUUUUCUUGUUUCUUAUCUUUCUUUUUCUUUGUUUAUCUAUAUCAGAAAAGUAUCUGUCAGCCUCUUGUUUUUUUCUUUCUUUUUUCUUUGUUUAUCUUUCUUUUUUUCGUUGUUUAUCUAUCAGAGAAAAGUAUCUGUCAACCUCUUGUUUCUUUCUUUUUUCUUUGUUUAUCUUUGUUUAUCAUAUCAAAGUAUCUGUCAGCCUCUUGUUUCUUUCUUUCUUUGUUUAUCUAUAUCAGAAAAGUAACUGUCAACCUCUUGUUUCUUUCUUUCUUUUUUUUGUUUAUCUAUAUCAGAGAAAGUAUCUGUCAGCCUCUUGUUUCUUUCUUUCUUUGUUUAUCUAUAUCAGAAAGUAUCUGUCAGCCUCUUGUUUCUUUCUUUCUUUUUUUUUUUUAUCUAUAUCAGAGAAAGUAUCUGUCAGCCUCUUGUUUCUUUCUUUCUUUUUGUUUAUCUAUAUCAGAUAAAAGUCUGUCAACCUCUUGUUUCUUUCUUUUUUUCUUUGUUUAUCUAUAUCAGAGAAAGUAUCUGUCAGCCUCUUGUUUCUUUCUUUCUUUGUUUAUCUAUAUCAGAGACAAUAUAUGUCAGCCUCUUGUUUCUUUCUUUUUUUCUUUGUUUAUCUAUAUCAGAGAAAGUAACUGUCAGCCUCUUGUUUCUUUCUUUCUUUUUUUCUUUGUUUAUCUAUAUCAGAGAAAGUAUCUGUCAGCCUCUUGUUUCUUUCUUUCUUUGUUUAUCUAUAUCAGAGAAAGUAUCUGUCAGCCUCUUGUUUCUUUCUUUCUUUUUUUUUUGUAUCUAUCAGAGAAAUAUCUGUCAGCCUCUUUGUUUUCUUUUUUUCUUUGUUUAUCUAUAUCAGAGAAAAUAUCUGUCAGCCUCUUGUUUUUUCUUUCUUUCUUUGUUUAUCUAUAUCAGAUAAUAUAUGUCAGCCUCUUGUUUCUUUCUUUUUUUUUCUUUUGUUUAUCUAUAUCAGAGAAAGUAUCUGUCAGCCUCUUGUUUCUUUCUUUCUUUGUUUAUCUAUAUCAGAAAAAGUAUCUGUCAGCCUCUUGUUUCUUUCUUUCUUUCUUUUUUUUUCUUUUUUUGUCUAUAUCAGUAAAAUAUCUGUCAAUUCUUUUUUCUUUCUUUGUUUAUCUAUAUCAGAGAAUAUCUGUCAGCCUCUUUUUUUCUUUCUUUUUUUUGUUUAUCUAUAUCAGAAAAGUAACUGUCAGCCUCUUGUUUCUUUCUUUCUUUUGUUUAUCUAUAUCAGAAAAGUAUCUGUCAGCCUCUUGUUUCUUUCUUUCUUUGUUUAUCUAUAUCAGAGAAACCUCUUGUUUUUUUCUUUCUUUGUUUAUCUAUAUCAGAGACAAUAUCUGUCAGCCUCUUGUUUCUUUCUUUUUUUCUUUCUUUUCAGUUUAUCUCUUGUUUCUUUUCUUUUCUUUGUUUAUCUAUAUCAGAGAAAGUAACUGUCAGCCUCUUGUUUCUUUCUUUCUUUUUUCUUUAUUUAUAUCAGAGACAAUAUCUGUCAGCCUCUUGUUUCUUUCUUUUUUUUUCUUUGUUUAUCUAUAUCCAGAAAGUAUCUGUCAGCCUCUUCUUUUUUCUUUCUUUUCUUUGUUUAUCUAUAUCAGAGAAAGUAACUGUCAGCCUCUUGUUUCUUUCUUUUUUUUUUUUGUUUAUCUAUAUCAGAGAAAACUAUCUCGUCUCUCCUCUUUCUUUCUUUCUUUUUCUUUGUUUAUCUAUAUCAGAGAAAGUAUCUGUCAGCCUCUUGUAUCUUUCUUUUUUUUCUUUGUUUAUCUAUAUCAGAGAAAGUAUCUGUCAGCCUCUUGUUUCUUUCUUUUUAGUUUAUCUAUAUCAGAGAAAGUAACUGUCAGCCUCUUUUUAUCUAAUCAUAUAUCUGUCAGCCUCUUGUUUCUUUCUUUCUUUGUUUAUCUAUAUCAGAAAGUAACUAUCCAGCCUCUUUGUUCUUUCUUGUUUCUUUUCUUUCUUUGUUUUUCUUUUUCUUUGUUUAUCUAUAUCAGAGAAAGUAUCUGUCAGCCUCUUGUUUCUUUCUUUCUUUUGUUUAUCUAUAUCAGAAAAACUGUCAUCUCUUCCUUCUUUCUUUCUUUUUUCUUUGUUUAUCUAUAUCAAAGUAUCUUAUCAUCAGCCUCUUGUUUCUUUUCUUUCUUUGUUUAUCUAUAUCAGAGAAAUAUAUCUGUCAGCCUCUUCUAUAUCAGAGAAAGUAUCUGUCAGCCUCUUGUUUAUCUAUAUCAGAAAAGUAACUGCCAGCCUCUUUUUCUUUCUUUCUUUUUUCUUUGUUUAUCUAUAUCAGAAAAUAUCUGUCAGCCUCUUGUUUUCUUUCUUUUUCUUUGUUUAUCUAUAUCAGAGAAAGUAUCAGUCCAGCCUCUUAGAAAAUAUCUGUCAGCCUCUUUUUUUCUUUCUUUUCUUUGUUUAUCUAUAUCAGAAAGUAUCUGUAUCAGCCUCUUGUUUCUUUCUUUUGUUUUUUCUUUUGUUUAUCUAUAUCAGAGAAAAUAUCUGUCAGCCUCUUGUUUCUUUUCUUUCUUUGUUUUAUCUAUAUCAGAGAAAAUAUCUGUCGUCCUCUUGUAUCUUUCUUUUUUCUUUGUUUAUCUAUAUCAGAAAGGUAUUUUGUCAGCCUCUUGUUUCUUUUGUUUUCUUAUCAUAGAAAUUCUCUUGUUUCUUUCUUUCUUUUUUCUUUGUUUAUCUAUAUCAGAGAAAGUAUCUGUCAACCUCUUUGUUUUUUCUUUUUUUGUUUAUCUAUAUCAUAGAAAAUAUAUCCUUCAGCCUCUUUUGUUUUCUUUCUUUUUUAUUUAUCUAUCAGAGAAAAUAAUUGUCAGCCUCUUGUUUCUUUCUUUCUUUUUUUUGUUUAUUUAUCUAUAUCCAGAGAAAGUAUCUGUCAGCCUCUUGUUUCUUUCUUUCUUUGUUUAUCUAUAUCAGAAAAUAUAUGUCAGCCUCUUGUUUCUUUCUUUCUUUUUUCUUUGUUUAUCUAUAUCAGAGAAAGUAUCUGUCAGCCUCUUGUUUCUUUCUUUUUUCUUUGUUUAUCUAUAUCAGAGAAAGUAUCUGUCAGCCUCUUGUUUCUUUCUUUCUUUGUUUUUCUAUUGUUUAUCUAUAUGUCAGCCUUUUUCUGUAUCUUAUCAGCCUUUCAGACUCUUGUUUUUUUUUUCUUUUUGUUUAUCUAUAUCAGAGAAAGUAUCUGUCAGCCUCUUGUUUCUUUCUGUCUUUGUUUCUCUAUCUAUAUCAGAAAAUCCAAAUAACUGUCAGACUCUUGUUUCUUUCUUUCUUUUUUUUCUUUGUUUAUCUAUAUCAGAGAAAGUAACUGUCAGCCUCUUACUCUUGUAUCUUCUUUGUUUAUCUAUAUCAGAAAAGUAUCUUUCUUGUUUCUUUCUUUCUUUAUCUAUAUCCAGAAAAGUAUAUGUCAGCCUCUUUUCUUUUUUAUCUUUCUUUCUUUUUUUCUUUUCUCUAUAUCAAGUCAAAAUCUGUCAGCCUCUUGUUCUUUCUUUCUUUGUUUGUCAUCUAUAUCAUAAACCAAUUAUGUCAGCCUCUUGUUUCUUUCUUUCUUUGUUUAUCUAUAUCAGAGAAAGUAUUUGUCAGCCUCUUGUUUCUUUCUUUUUUCUUUCUUUGUUUAUCUAUAUCAGAAAAAUAUCUGUCAGCCUCUUGUUUCUUUCUUUUUCUUUGUUUAUCUAUAUCAGAGAAAGUAUCUGUCAGUUUCCUCUUUGUUUCUUUCUUUGUCAGCCUCUUGUAUCUUUCUUUUUUUGUUUAUCUAUAUCAGAGAAAGUAACUGUCAGCCUCUUGUUUUUCUUUCUUUUCUUUGUUUAUCUAUAUCAGAAAAAUAUAUGUCAGCCUCUUAUUUCUUUCUUUUUUUUUUUCGGCCUCCCAUAUCAGAAAAAGUAUAUGUCAGUCUCUUUCUUUGUUUCUUUCUUUUUUUCUUUCUUUAUCUAUAUCAGAGAAAGUAUCUGUCAGCCUCUUGUUUCUUUCUUUCUUUGUUUAUCUAUAUCAGAAAAUAACUGUCAGCCUCUUGUUUCUUUCUUUCUUUUUUUUCUUUGUUUAUCUAUAUCAGAAAAGUAUCUGUCCUUCUCUUUAUCUGUUGCCUCUUGUUUCUUUCUUUCUUUUUUUUUGUUUAUCUAUAUCCAGAGAGAAUUUAACAACCCUUGUUUCUUUCUUUUCUUUGUUUAUCUAUAUCAAAAAUAUGUCAGCCUCUUGUAUCUUUCUUUUCUUUCUUUGUUUAUCUAUAUCAGAUCAAAGUAUCUGUCAGCCUCUUGUUUCUUUCUUUCUUUUUUCUUUGUUUUAUCUAUAUCAGAAAAGUAUCUGUCAACCUUUCUUGUUUUAUCUUUCUUUCUUUUUUCUUUGUUUAUCUAUAUCAGAAAAAUCUGUCAGCAUCUUGUUCUUUCUUUCUUUGUUUAUCUAUAUCAGAAAAGUAACUCUCAGCCUCUUUUUCUUUCUUUCUUUUUUUUUCUUUAUCAUAUCAGAGAAAGUAUCUGUCAGCCUCUUGUUUCUUUCUUUCUUUUGUUUAUCUAUAUCAGAAAAGUAACUGUCAACCUCUUGUUUCUUUCUUUCUUUUUCUUUCUUUGUUUAUCUAUAUCAGAGAAAGUAUCAUCAACUCUUGUUUCUUUCUUUCUUUUGUUUAUCUAUAUCAGAAAAGUAACUGUCAGCCUCUUGUUUUUCUUUCUUUCUUUCUUUGUUUAUCUAUAUCAAAGAAAGUAUCUGUCAGCCUCUUGUUUCUUUCUUUCUUUGUUUUUAUCUAUAUCAGAGAAAGUAACUCUCAUUGUUUUUCUUUCUUUCUUUCUUUGUUUAUCUGUAUCAGAGAAAGUAUCUGUCAGCCUCUUGUUUCUUUCUUUUUUUUCUUUUUUAUCUAUAUCAGUUUAUUAUUUCUUUCUUUCCUAUAUCAGUUUAUCUAUAUCAGAAAGUAACUGUCAGCCUCUUGUUUCUUUCUUUUUUUUCUUUCUUUGUUUAUCUAUAUCCAGAGAAAAUAUCUGUCAGCCUCUUGUUCCUUUCUUUCUUUGUUUAUCUAUAUCAGAAAAUAUCUGUCAGCCUUUGUUUAUCUAUGUCAAGAUAAAUAUCAUCUGUCAACCUCUUGUUUCUUUCUUUCUUUCUUUUUCUUUUGUUUAUCUAUAUCAGAGAAAGUAUCUGUCAGCCUCUUGUUUCUUUCUUUCUUUUGUUUAUCUAUAUCAGAGAAUCUGUCAAUAUAUAGAAAUAUAUCAUAACCUCUUGUUUUUCUUUCUUUUUUCUUUGUUUGUCUAUAUCAGAAAAGUAUCUUUGUCCCUCUUGCUUGUUGUUUCUUUUUUUCUUUGUUUAUCUUUUCUUUCUUUGAAAAUAACUGUCAGCCUCUUGUUUCUUUCUUUUCUUUUUUUCUUUGUUUAUCUAUAUCAGAAAAGUACCUGUCAUCCUCUUGUUUCUUUCUUUUUUGUUUAUCUAUAUCAGAGAAAAUCUGUCAGACUCUUUUUCUUUCUUUCUUUUUUUAUCUAUAUCAGAAAAAAUCUGUCAGCCUCUUGUUUUUUCUUUUUUGUUUAUCUAUAUCAGAAUAAUAUAUGUCAGCCUCUUGUUUCUUUCUUUCUUUUUUUCUUUGUUUAUCUAUAUCAGAAAGUAUCUGUCAGCCUCUUGUUUCUUUCUUUUUUCUUUGUUUAUCUGUAUAUCAGAGAAAGUAUCUGUCAGCCUCUUCUUCUUUCUUUCUUUGUUUAUCUAUAUCAGAGAAAAUAUUUGUCAGCCUCUUGUUUCUUUCUUUCUUUGUUUAUCUAUAUCAGAAAGUAUCUGUCAGAUCUCAACCUUUCUUUCUUUUUUUUUUUCUUUGUUUAUCUAUAUCAGAUAGUAACUGUCAGCCUCUUAGUUCUUUCUCUUUUCUCUUGUAUUCUUUCUUUCUUUUUUUUUGUUUAUCUAUAUCAGAAAGUAUCUGUCUUUCUCUUUUUUUUUUCUUUCUUUUUUUUGUUUAUCUAUAUCAGAGAAAGUAUCUGUCAUGCCUCUUUAUUCUUUGUUUUUUUCUUUUCUUUGUUUAUCUAUAUCAGAAAAUAUAUUGUCAGCCUCUUGUUUCUUUCUUUUUCUUUGUUUAAAAGUAUCAGAAAAAGUAUCUGUCAGCCUCUUGUUUCUUUCUUUCUUUGUUUUCUUUGUUUAUCAUAUCAAAUAUAUGUCAGCCUCUUUUUCUUUCUUUCUUUUUUAUUUAUUUAUCUUUCAGAGAAAGUUCUGUCAGCCUCUUGUUUCUUUCUUUCUUUUUUUUUUUUAUCUAUAUCAGAGAAAGUAUCUGUCAUAUCUUGUUUCUUUCUUUUCUUUAUUUAUCAUAUCAGAAAAUCUUUCUUUUUUCUCUUUUUUCUUUUCAUUUCUUUUUUUUUUUUUCUGUUUAUCUAUAUCAGAAAGUAUCUGUCAGCCUCUUGUUUUCUUUCUUUUUUCUUUGUUUAUCUAUAUCAGAGAAAGAAAAUAUAUGUCAGCCUCUUGUAUCAUUCUUUCUUUUUUUUUAUCUUUGUUUAUCUAUAUCAGAGAAAAGUAACUGUCAGCCUCUUGUUUCUUUCUUUCUUUUUCUUUAUCUAUAUCAGAAAAAUAUCAUCAGCCUCUUUCCUCUUUUUUCUUUUUCUUUGUUUAUCUAUAUCAAGAAGUAUCUGUCAUCCUCUUGUUUCUUUCUUUCUUUCUUUUUCUUUAUCUUUAUCUAUAUUUCCUCUUUUUCUUUUCUUUCUUUUUUUCUUUGUUUAUCUAUAUCAGAAAGUAUCUGUCAGCCCUUUUGUUUCUUUCUUUCUUUGUUUAUCUAUAUCAGAGAAACCUCUUGUUUCUUUUUUCUUUUUUUGUUUAUCUAUAUCCAAGAAAAAUCUGUCAGCCUCUUGUUUCUUUCUUUCUUUUUUUAUCUAUAUCAGACAAAUAUAUGUCCAGCCUCUUUACUUUUCUUUUUUUCUUUGUUUAUCUAUAUCAGAAAGUAUCUGUCAAUAUCUUUUUUCUUUUCUUUUCUUUGUUUUUCUAUAUCAGAAAAGUAAAAGUCAGCCUCUUGUUUCUUUCUUUCUUUGUUUAAUAUAUAAAUCAAAGUAUCUGUCAACCUCUUGUUUCUUUUCUUUCUUUGUUUAUCUAUAUCAAAGAAAAUAUCUGUCAGCCUCUUGUAUCUUUCUUUUUCUUUGUUUAUCUAUAUCAGAACGAAAGUAUCUGUCAACCCUCUUCUUUUCUUUUUCUUUUUCUUUGUUUAUCUAUAUCAGAAAAAAGACUGUCCAGCCUCUUGUUUCUUUCUUUCUUUUUUCUUUGUUUAUCUAUAUCAGAAAAGUAUCUGUCAGCCUCUUGUUUCUUUCUUUUUUUCUUUGUUUAUCUAUAUCAGAAAGUAUCUGUCACCUCUUGUUUCUUUCUUUCUUUGUUUAUCUAUAUCAGAGAAAAUAUAUGUCAGCCCCUCUUAAAAGUAUCUGUCAGCCUCUUAUUUCUUUCUUUCUUUGUUUUAUCUAUAUCAAGUCAGUAACUGUCAACCUCUUGUUUCUUUCUUUCUUUUUCUUUGUUUAUCUAUAUCAGAGAAAUAUCUGUCAGCCUCUUGUUUUUUCUUUCUUUUUUUUAUCUCAGAAAAUAUCUCAGAAAGUAUCUUUUUUCUUUGUUUAUCUCUUGUCAGCCUUUUGUUUCUUUUUUCUUUGUUUAUCUAUAUCAGAAAAUAUAUCUCCAGCCUCUUGUUUCUUUCUUUCUUUUUUUCUGUAUCAGAAAGUAUCUGUCAGCCUCUUGUUUCUUUCUUUCUUUUCUUUAUCUAUUUAUCUAUAUCAAAAGAAAAAGUCAGCCUCUUUCUUGUUUCUUUCUUUCUUUUUUCUUUUUUAUCUAUAUCAGAAAGUAACUGUCAGCCUCUUGUUUCUUUUUUCUUUUUAUCUUUGUUUAUCUAUAUCAGAGAAAGUAACUGUGUCAGCCUCUUGUUUCUUUCUUUCUUUUUUUUAUCUAUAUCAGAAAAAUAUAUGUCAUCCUCUUGUUUCUUUCUUUUCUUUUUCUUUGUUUAUCUAUAUCAGAGAAAGUAUCUGUCAACCUCUUGUUUCUUUCUUUCUUUUUUUCUUUGUUUAUCUAUAUCAGAGAAAGUAUCUGUCAGCCUCUUGUUUUUCUUUCUUUCUUUCUUUUUUUCUUUGUUUAUCUAUAUCAGUGAAAGUAUCUGUCAGCCUCUUGUAUCUUUCUUUCUUUUUCUUUGUUUAUCUAUAUCAGAGAAAAUAUCUGUCAGCCUCUUGUUUCUUUCUUUCUUUUGUUUAUCUAUAUCAGAAAAAUAUCUGUCAGCCUCUUGUUUCUUUCUUUUUUCUUUGUUUAUCUAUAUCAGAGAGAAAGUAUCUGUCAGCCUCUUGUUUCUUUUUUUUCUUUGUUUAUCUAUAUCAGAAAGUAGUUCAAUAUUUCUGUCAGCCUCUUGAUUUCUUUUUUUUUUCUUUGUUUAUCUAUAUCAGAAAAGAUCUGUCAGCCUCUUGUUUCUUUUUUUUCUUUGUUUAUCUAUAUCAGAGAAAAGAUAUGUCAACCUCUUGUUUCUUUCUUUCUUUCAUUAUCUAUAUCUUUCUUUCUUUCUUUGAAUCAUAUAUAAAUGUCAGCCUCUUGUUUCUUUCUUUUUUCUUUGUUUAUCUAUAUCAGAGAAAGUAUCUGUCAGCCUCUUGUUUCUUUCUUUCUUUAGAAAUAUCUGUCAGCCUCUUGUUUCUUUCUUUCUUUGUUUAUCUAUAUCUAGAAAAUAUAUGUCAGCCUCUUGUUUCUUUCUUUUCUUUUUUCUUUCUUGUUUAUCUAUAUCAGAAAAAAUCUGUCAGCCUCUUGUUUCUUUCUUUCUUUUUUUAUCUAUAUCAUAAGAAAAGAUCUGUCAGUCUCUUUUUCUUUUCUUUUUCUUUGUUUAUCUAUAUCAGAGAAAAUAUCCUGUCAGCCUCUUGUUUCUUUCUUUCUUUGUUUAUCUAUAUCAGAGAAAGUAUCUGUCAACCUCUUGUUUCUUUUUCUUUUCAGUUUUUUUCUUUGUUUUAUCUAUAUCUUUCUUUUUUCUUUCAGCCUCUUCAUUCUUUCUUUCUUUUUUCUUUCAAAUCUUUAUCUUUCUUUGUCAACCUCUUGUUUCUUUCUUUCUUUUCUUUCUUCUAUUUAUCAGAGAAAGUUCUGUCAGCCUCUUGUCUUUUCUUUCUUUUUUUCUUUGUUUUAUCUAUAUCAGAAAGUAUCUUUCAGCCUCUUCCUUCUUUCUUUCUUUUUAUCUAUAUCAGAGACAAUUUAUCAGUCUCUGGUUUCUUUCUUUCUUUAUCCAGAGAAAGUAUCUGUCAACCCUCUUUCUUUCUUUCUUUGUUUAUCUAUAUCAGAGUUUCCUAUCUUUCUUUCCUUUUUUUCUUUGUUUCUUUCUUUUCUUUUUCUUUGUUUAUCUAUAUCUUUGAAAGUAACUGUCAGCCUCUUGUUUCUUUCUUUCUUUUUUUUUUUCUUUGUUUAUCUAUAUCAGAAAAGUAUCUGUCAGCCUCUUGUUUCUUUCUUUCUUUCUUUCUUUUUUUUAUCUAUAUCCAGAAAGUUCUGUCAGCCUCUUGUUUCUUUCUUUUUUUUUCUUUGUUUAUCUAUAUCAGAAAGUCAGCCUUUGUUUCUUUCUGUCAAUUUCCUGAAGGCUUGUUUCUUUCUUUCUUUCUUUGUUUAUCUAUAUCAGAGAAAGUUCUGUCAGCCUCUUGUUUUUUCUUUCUUUGUUUAUCUAUAUCAGAGUUUAUCUGUCAACCUCUUGUUUCUUUCUUUCUUUUUUCAGCCUUUGUUUCUUUCUGUUUAUCUAUAUCAGAGAAAAUAUCUGUCAGCCUCUUGUUUCUUUUCUUUCUUUGUUUAUCUAUAUCAAAAGAAAAUAUCUUCUUUGUCAGCCUCUUUUUUCUUUUUUUUUCUUUGUUUAUCUAUAUCAGAAAAAAUUAUCUGUCAUCCUCUUGUUUCUUUUAUUUCUUUCUUUCUUUGUUUAUCUAUAUCAAGAAAGUAUCUGUCGAUUCUUUUUCUUUCUUUCUUUUUUUAUUUUUUGUUUAUCUAUAUCUGUCAUUCUCUUCGUUCACUGUCAUCUCUUGUUUUCUUUCUUUUUCUUUUUUUUAUCUAUAUCAGAGAAAAGUCAGCCUCUUGUUUCUUUCUUUCUUUCUUUGUUUAUCUAUAUCAGAGAAAGUAUUUGUCAGCCUCUUGUUUCUUUCUUUCUUUUUUCUUUGUUUAUCUAUAUCAGAGAAAGUAUCUGUCAGCCUCUUGUUUUUUCUUUCUUUUUUUUUCUAUAUCAUAAAAGUAUCUGUCAGCCUCUUGUUUCUUUCUUUCUUUUGUUUAUCUAUAUCCAGAGAAAAAAUAUGUCAGCCUCUUGUUUUUUCUUUCUUUUAUUGUUUAUCUAUAUCAGGAAAGUAUAUGUCAGCCUCUUGUUUUCUUUUUUUGUUUAUCUUUAUAUCAGAGAAAGUAUCUGUCAGCCUCUUUGUUUCUCUUUCUUUUUUUUUUUAUCUAUAUAUCAGCCUCUUUUUCUUUCUUUCUUUAGUUAUCUAUAUCAGAAAGUAUCUGUUUCUUUUUUCUUUCUUUCUUUUUCUUUGUUUAUCUAUAUCUGAAAAUAUUUGUCAGCCUCUUUUCUUUCUUUUUUCUUUGUUUAUCUAUAUCAGAAAGUAUCUGUCAACCUCUUGUUUCUUUCUUUCUUUUUUCUUUGUUUAUCUAUAUCAGAAAAAAAAAUAUAUUCUUUCUUUUCUUUCUUUUUCUUUGUUUAUCAUAUCAAGUAACUAUCAGCCUCUUGUUUCUUUCUUUCUUUCUUUGUUUAUCUAUAUCAUUGUUAUCAACAGCCUCUUGUUUCUUUCUUUCAUUUAUCAAAAAAUAUGUCAGCCUCUUGUUUCUUUCUUUCUUUUUUUGUUUAUCUAUAUCAGAAAAGUAACUGUCAGCCUCUUGUUUCUUUCUUUCUUUCUUUGUUUAUCUAUAUCAGAAAAUAUCUGUCAACCUCUUGUUUCUUUCUUUCUUUUUUUAUCUAUAUCAGAGACAUUAUCUGUCCCUCUUUGUUUCUUUCUUUGUUUAUCUAUUCAGAAAGUAUCCGUUUCUUGUUUUCUUUCUUUCUUUGUUUAUCUAUAUCAGAAAAGUAUCUGUCAGCCUCUUGUUUUUUCUUUCUUUCUUUGUUUAUCUAUAUAUCAAAGUAACUAUCAGCCUCUUGACUUUUUCUUUCUUUUGUUUCUUUCUUUCUUUUUUUCUUUGUUUAUCUAUAUCAGAAAAGUAUCUGUCAGCCUCUUUUUCUGUCAGCCUCUUGUUCUUUCUUUCUUUCUUUCUUUAUUUAUCUAUAUCAGAGAAAUAUCUGUCAACCUCUUGUUUCUUUCUUUCUUUGUUUAUCUAUAUCAGAAAGAAAGUAUCUAUCAGCCUCUUGUUUCUUUCUUUCUUUUUUUCUUUCUUUAUCUAUAUCAGAAAAGUAUCUGUCAAUCUCUUGUUUCUUUCUUUCUUUGUUUAUCUAUAUCAGAAAGUAUCUGUCAGAUCUUGUUCUUUCUUUCUUUUUUCUUUGUUUUAUCUAUAUCAGAAAAGUAUCUGUCAAAUCUUGUUUCUUUCUUUUCUUUGUUUUAUCUAUAUCAGAAAAGUAUCUGUCAGACUCUUGUUUCUUUCUUUCUUUGUUUAUCUAUAUCAGAGAAAAUAUAUGUCAGCCUCUUGUAUCUUUCUUUCUUUUUUUCUUUGUUUAUCUAUAUCAGAAAAGUAUCUGUCAGCCUCUUGUUUCUUUCUUUCUUUUCUUUGUUUGUUUAUCUAUAUCAGAAAAGUAUCUGUCUAGCCUCUUUUUCUUUCUUUCUUUGUUUAUCUAUAUCAGAAAAAGUAUCUGUCAACCUUUCUUUCUUUCUUUUUCUUUGUUUAUCUAUAUCAGAAAAAUAUCUGUCAGCCUCUUGUUUCUUUCUUUCUUUCUUUGUUUAUCUAUAUCAGAAAAGUAACUGUCAGUCUCUUGUUUCUUUCUUUCUUUUUUUAUUUAUUUAUCAUAUCAGAAAAAAACUGUCAACCUCUUGUUUCUUUUUUCUUUUCUUUGUUUAUCUAUAUCAGAAAUAUAUCUCAGCCUCUUGUACUUUCUUUUUUUCUUUCUUUGUUUAUCUAUAUCAGAAAAAUAAAAUCAGCCUCUUGUUUCUUUUUCUUUCUUUUUUCUUUGUUUAUCUAUAUCAGAAAAGUUAUCUGUCAGCCUCUUGUUUUGGUUCUUUCUUUGUUUAUCUAUAUCAGAAAAAUAUCUGUCAGCCUCUUGUUUUUUCUUUCUUUUUUUUUGUUUAUCUAUAUCAGAAAAGUAUCUGUCAGCCUCUUGUUUCUUUCUUUCUUUGUUUAUCUAUAUCAGAAAAAUAUCUGUCAGCCUCUUGUUUCUUUCUUUCUUUCUUUCUUUUUUAUCUAUAUCAGAAAAAUAUAACUGUCAAUCUCUUGUUUCUUUCUUUCUUUUUUUCUUUGUUUAUCUAUAUCAGAGAAAGUAUCUGUCAGCCUCUUGUUUCUUUCUGUCUUUGUUUUUAUCUAUAUCAGAAAAUAUAUAGUUUCUUGUAUUUUUCUUUCUUUCUUUUUUUGUUUAUCUAUAUCAGAAAGUAUCUGUCAUCUCUUGUUUCUUUCUGUCUUUGUUUAUCUAUAUCAGAGAAAAAUAUAUGUCAGCCUCUUUUUUUCUUUUCUUUGUUUAUCUAUAUCAGAAAGAAAAUAUCUGUCAGCCUCUUGUUUUCUUUCUUUCUUUCCUCUUGUUCUUUCUUCUUUUUCUUUCUUUGUUUAUCUAUAUCAGAGAAAGUAACUGUCAGCCUCUUGUUUCUUUCUUUCUUUUUUAUCUAUAUCAGAGAAAAUAUAUGUCAGCCUCUUGUUUCUUUCUUUCUUUCUUUCUUUUGUUUAUCUAUAUCAGAGAAAAGUAUCUGUCAGCCUCUUGUUAUUCGUUUCUUUCUUUUCUUUGUUUAUCUAUAUCAGAGAAAAAGUAUGUCAGUCUCUUGUUUCUUUCUUUCUUUCUUUCUUUGUUUAUCUAUAUCAGAGAAAAAUCUGUCAGCCUCUUGUUUCUUUCUUUCUUUCCUCUUGUAUCUUUCUUUCUUUAUUUCUUUUAUUUAUCUAUAUCAGAGAAAUAUCUGUCAGCCUCUUAUUUCUUUCUUUCUUUUUUUUUCUUUGUUUAUCUAUAUCAUAGAAAAUAGUUUAUCUAUAUCAGAAAAUAUCAUAACCUCUUUUUUCUUUCUUUCUUUUUUUCUUUGUUUAUCUAUAUCAGAGAAAGUAUCUGUCAGCCUCUUGUUUCUUUCUUUUUCUUUCUUUUUUCUUUGUUUAUCUAUAUCAGAGAAAGUUUGUCUUCUUGUUUCUUUCUGUCUUUGUUUAUCUAUAUCAGAGAAAGUAUCUGUCAGCCUCUUGUUUCUUUCUUUCUUUUUUCUUUGUUUAUCUAUAUCAGAGAAAAUAUCUGUCAGCCUCUUAUUUCUUUCUUUCUUUGUUUAUCUAUAUCAUAUCAAAUAUUUAUCAGUCUCUUGUAUCUUUCUUUUUCUUUCUUUUCUUUUUUUUUAUCUAUAUCAGAAAAUAUCUGUCAAGACCUCUUGUUUCUUUCUUUCUUUUUUUUUCUUUCUUUAUCUAUAUCAGAGAAAAUAUAUGUCAGCCUCUCUUUUUCUUUCUUUCUUUCUUUGUUUAUCUAUAUUAUCAUAUCAGAAAAUAUAUGUCAGCCUCUUGUUUCUUUCUUUCUUUUUUUUUGUUUAUCUAUAUCAGAAAAAUAUAUGUCAGCCUCUUGUUUCUUUCUUUCUUUCUUCUUUGUUUAUCUAUAUCAGAGAAAUAACUGUCAAACCUGUUCCUUUUGUAUCUUUUUUUUUUUCUUUGUUUUAUCUAUUCAGAAAAAGUAUCUGUCAGUCUCUUGUUUCUUUUUCUUUCUUUCUUUUUUUAUCUAUAUCAGAAAAAAGUAUCUGUCAGCCUCUUGUUUCUUUCUUUCUUUCUUUGUUUAUCUAUAUCAGAAAAAAUUUGUCAGCCUCUCUUGUUUCUUUCUGUUUCUUUGUUUAUCUAUAUCAGAAAAUAUAUGUCAGCCUCUUGUAUCUUUCUUUCUUUCUUUCUUUGUUUAUCUAUAUCAGAGAAAGUAUCUGUCAAAAAUAUAUAUCUAAAAAAAAUAUCUCUUUCUUUUUUUCUUUCUUUCUUUUUUAUCUAUAUCCAGAAAAUAUAUGUCAGCCUCUUGUUUCUUUCUUUCUUUGUUUUUUUGUUUAUCUAUAUCAGACCAGUAUCUGUCAGCCUCUUGUUUCUUUCUUUUUUUCUUUCUUUGUUUAUCUAUAUCAGAUGUAUCUGUCAGCCUAUUUUUCUUUCUUUUCUUUGUUUAUCUAUAUCAGAGAAAGUAUCUGUCCAGCCUCUUUUCUUUCUUUCUUUCUUUCUUUGUUUAUCUAUAUCAGAAAAAGUAUCUGUCAGCCUCUUUCUUUCUUUCUUUCUUUGUUUAUCUAUAUCAGAGAAAAUAUCUGUCAGCCUCUUGUUUCUUUCUUUAUUUCUUUGUUUUAUCUAUAUCAGAGAAAAUAUCUGUCUGUCAGCCUCUUGUUUCUUUCUUUCUUUGUUUAUCUAUAUCAAGAAAAUAUCUGUCCGCCUCUUGUUUCUUUCUUUCUUUCUUUCUUUGUUUAUCUAUAUCAGAAGAAAGUAUCUUCAGCCUCUUGUUUUUCUUUCUUUUUUUUUUGUUUAUCUAUAUCAGAAAAGUAUCUGUCAGCCUCUUCUUUUUUCUUUCUUUCUUUUGUUUAUCUAUAUCAGAGAAAGUAUCUGUCAACCUCUUGUUUCUUUCUUUCUUCUUUCUUUCUUUGUUUAUCUUUUAUUCAUAUCAGAGAAAGUAUCUGUCAGCCUCUUCUUUCUUUCUUUCUUUGUUUUAUCUAUAUCAGAGAAAAUAACUGUCAACCUUGUUUCUUUCUUUCUUUUUUUUUUUCUUUUUUAUCUAUAUCAGAAAAGUAUCUGUCAGCCUCUUGUUUCUUUCUUUCUUUGUUUAUCUAUAUCAGAAAAGUAACUGUCAGCCUCUUGUUUCUUUCUUUCUUUCUUUCUUUGUUUAUCUAUAUCAUUUCCAGUAUCUGUCAGCCUCUUGUUUCUUUCUUUCUUUGUUUAUCUAUAUCAGAGAAAGUAACUGUCAGCCUCUUGUUUCUUUCUUUCUUUCUUUCUUUGUUUAUCUAUAUCAGAGAAAGUAUCUGUCAGCCUCUUGUUUCUUUCUUUCUUUGUUUAUCUAUAUCAGAGAAAGUAUCUGUCAGCCUCUUGUUUCUUUCUUUCUUUUUUUCUUUGUUUAUCUAUAUCAGAAAAUAUCUGUCAGCCUCUUGUUUCUUUCUUUCUUUGUUUAUCUAUAUCAGAGAAAUAUCCUGUCAGCCUCUUGUUUCUUUCUUUCUUUGUUUAUCUAUAUCAGAGAAAGUAUCUGUCAAACUCUUGUUUCUUUCUUUUUUUUUUCUUUGUUUAUCUAUAUCAGAGAAGUAUCUGUCAGCCUCUUGUUUCUUUCUUUCUUUGUUUAUCUAUAUCAGAAAAAAGAAAGUUUUUUGUUUCUUUCUUUCUUUAUUUAUCUAUAUCAGAGAAAGUAUCUGUCAGCCUCUUGUUUCUUUCUUUCUUUGUUUAUCUAUAUCAGAGAAAGUAUCUGUCAACCUCUUUUCUUUCUUUGUUUAUCUUUCUUUUUCUUUGUUUAUCUAUAUCAGAAAAGUAUUUGUCAGCCUCUUGUUUUUCUUUCUUUUUUCUUUGUUUAUCUAUAUCAGAGAAAGUAUCUGUCAACCUCUUGUUUCUUUCUUUCUUUUUUUUUCUUUGUUUAUCUAUAUCAGAAAGUAUCUGUCAGCCUCUUGUUUCUUUCUUUUUCUUUGUUUAUCUAUAUCAAUUAAAAAUAUAUGUCAGCCUCUUGUUUUUUUUCUUUCUUUCUUUGUUUAUCUAUAUCAAAAGUAUAUGUCAACCUCUUGUUUCUUUCUUUCUUUUUUUCUUUGUUUAUCUAUAUCAGAAAGUAUCUGUCAGCCUCUUGUUUCUUUCUUUCUUUUUUUAUCUAUAUCAGAAAAAUAUCUGUCAACCUCUUGUUUUCUUUCUUUCUUUGUUUAUCUAUAUCAGAGAAAGUAUCUGUCAGCCUCUUGUUUCUUUCUUUUUUUUUUUGUUUAUCUAUAUCAGAAAAUAUAUGUCAGCCUCUUGUUUUUUUCUUUCUUUCUUUGUUUAUCUAUAUCAGACAAAGUAACUGUCAGCCUCUUGUUCUUUUUUCUUUUUUCUUUGUUUAUCUAUAUCAGAGAAAGUAUCUGUCAGCCUCUUGUUUCUUUCUUUCUUUGUUUAUCUAUAUCAGAAAGUAAUAUGUCCUCUUCUUUCUUUUUCUUUCUUUUUUUCUUUGUUUAUCUAUAUCAGAGAAAGUAUCUGUCAAUCUCUUGUUUUUCUUUCUUUUCUUUGUUUAUCUAUAUCAGAGAAAGUAUCUGUCAGCCUCUUGUUUCUUUCUUUCUUUUUUUGUCUAUAUCAGAGAAAAUAUAUGUCAGCCUCUUGUUUUUCUUUCUUUUUUCUUUGUUUAUCUAUAUCAGAAAAAUAUCUGUCAGCCUCUUUCUUUCUUUCUUUCUUUUGUUUAUCUAUAUCAGAAAGUAUCUGUCAGCCUCUUGUUUCUUUCUUUUUUUCUUUGUUUAUCUAUAUCAGAAAAGUAACUGUCAGCCUCUUGUUUUUCUUCUGUUUUUGUUUAUCUAUAUCAGAGAAAAUAUAUGUCAGCCUCUUGUUUCUUUCUUUCUUUCUUUGUUUAAAAUAUAUGUCAGCCUCUUGUUUCUUUCUUUCUUUGUGUUUAUCUAUAUCAGAGAAAGUAUCUGUCAGCCUCUUGUUUCUUUCUUUCUUUUUUUCUUUGUUUAUCUAUAUCAGAAAGUAUUUGUCAGUCUCUUGUUUCUUUCUUUCUUUGUUUAUCUAUAUCAGAGAAAGUAUAUUGUCAGUCUCUUGUUUCUUUCUUUCUUUUUUUCUUUGUUUAUCUAUAUCAGAAAGUAUCUGUCAGCCUCUUGUUUCUUUCUUUCUUUGUUUAUCUAUAUCAGAGAAAGUAUCUGUCAGCCUCUUGUUUCUUUCUUUCUUUGUUUAUCUAUAUCUAUAUCAGAAAAUAUAUGUCAGCCUCUUGUUUCUUUCUUUCUUUUUUCUUUGUUUAUCUAUAUCAGAAAAAGUAUCUGUCAGCCUCUUGUUUCUUUCUUUCUUUGUUUAUCUAUAUCAGAAAGUAACUAUCAGCCUCUUUCUUUCUUUCUUUUUUUUUUAUCUAUAUCAGAGAAAGUAACUGUCAGCCUCUUGUUUCUUUCUUUCUUUCUUUUUUGUUUAUCUAUAUCAGAGAAAAUAUGUCAGCCUCUUGUUUUUUCUUUCUUUUGUUUAUCUAUAUCAGAGAAAAUAUUUGUCAGCCUUUGUUUUUUUUUCUUUCUUUCUUUGUUUAUCUAUAUCAGAAAAGUAUCUGUCAGCCUCUUAAGAAAGUAUCUGUCAGCCUCUUGUUUCUUUCUUUCUUUCUUUAUUUAUCUAUAUCAGACAUUUCUUUCUUUCUUUCUUUUCUUUUUUUAUCUUUCUUUUUCUUUCUUUCUUUGUUUAUCUAUAUCAGAAAGUAACUGUCAACCUCUUGCUUCUUUCUUUCUUUCUUUCUUUGUUUAUCUAUAUCAGAGAAAGUAUCUGUCAGCCUCUUGUUUCUUUCUUUUUCUUUCUUUGUUUAUCUAUAUCAGAAAAAGUAUCUGUCAGCCUCUUGUUUCUUUUUUUCUUUCUUUGUUUAUCUAUAUCAGAAAAGUAUCUGUCAGCCUCUUGUUUCUCUUGUUUCUUUCUUUCUUUGUUUAUCUAUAUCAGAAAAGUAUCUGUCAGCCUCUUGUUUCUUUGUUUAUCUAUUCUUUCAGCCUCUUGUUUAUCUUUCUUUCAGAGAUAUCCAGAAAAUAUCUCUCAGCCUCUUUCUUUCUUUCUUUUCUUUGUUUAUCUAUAUCAGAAAAGUAUCUGUCAGCCUCUUGUUUCUUUCUUUCUUUCUUUGUUUAUCUAUAUCAGAAAGUAUCUGUCAGCCUCUUUCUUUCUUUCUUUCUUUGUUUAUCUAUAUCAGAGAAAAAGUAUCUGUCAGCCUCUUGUUUCUUUCUUUCUUUCUUUUUUCUAUAUCAGAGAAAGUAUCUGUCAGCCUCUUGUUUCUUUCUUUCUUUGUUUAUCUAUAUCAGAGAAAGUAACUGUCAAGCCUCUUGUUUCUUUCUUUUUCUUUGUUUAUCUAUCUAUAUCAGAAAGUAUCUGUCAGCCUCUUGUUUCUUUCUUUCUUUCUUUCUUUGUUUAUCUAUAUCAGAGAAAGUAUCUGUCAGCCUCUUGUUUCUUUCUUUCUUUUUUUUCUUUGUUUAUCUAUAUCAGAGAAAGUAUCUGUCAGCCUCUUGUUUCUUUCUUUCUUUCUUUGUUUAUCUAUAUCAGAAAAAAUAUUUGUCAGCCUCUUGUUUCUUUCUUUCUUUUUGUUUAUCUAUAUCAGAGAAAAUAUCUGUCAGCCUCUUGUUUCUUUCUUUCUUUGUUUAUCUAUAUCAGAAAGUAACUGUCAGCCUCUUGUUUCUUUCUUUCUUUCUUUGUUUAUCUAUAUCAGAAAGUAUCUUCAGCCUCUUGUUCUCUUUCUUUCUUUCUUUCUUUGUUUAUCUAUAUCAGAGAAAAGAAAAAUAUCUGUCAGCCUCUUGUUUCUUUCUGUCUUUGUUUAUCUAUAUCAGAGAAAAUAUAUGUCCAGCCUCUUGUUUUUUCUUUCUUUUUUUUGUUUAUCUAUAUCAGAGAAAAUAUCUGUCAGCCUCUUGUUUCUUUCUUCUUUUUUCUUUGUUUAUCUAUAUCAGAGAAAAUAUAUGUCAGCCUCUUGUUUUCUUUCUUUUUUCUUUUUCUUUGUUUAUCUAUAUCAGAAAGUAUCUGUCAGCCUCUUGUUUCUUUCUUUCUUUUUUUUUUUGUUUAUCUAUAUCAGAAAUAUAUCUUGUUUCUUUUGUUUCUUUCUUUCUUUGUUUAUCUAUAUCAGAGAAAUAUCUGUCAGCCUCUUGUUUCUUUCUUUCUUUCUUUCUUUGUUUAUCUAUAUCAGAAAGUAAUAUAUGUCAAGCCUCUUGUUUCUUUCUUUCUUUGUUUAUUUAUUUCAGAGAAAAUAACUGUCAGCCUCUUUCUUUCUUUCUUUCUUUUGUUUAUCUAUAUCAGAGAAAAUAUCUGUCAGCCUCUUGUUUCUUUCUUUCUUUCUGUCUUUGUUUAUCUAUAUCAGAGAAAAUAUAUGUCAGCCUCUUGUUUCUUUCUUUCUUUUUUUCUUUGUUUAUCUAUAUCAGAGAAAGUAUCUGUCAGCCUCUUGUUUCUUUCUGUCUUUGUUUAUCUAUAUCAGAGAAAAUAUAUGUCAGCCUCUUGUAUCUUUCUUUCUUUCUUUCUUUGUUUAUCUAUAUCAGAGAAAGUAACUGUCAGCCUCUUGUUUCUUUCUUUCUUUUUUUCUUUGUUUAUCUAUAUCAGAGAAAGUAUCUGUCAGCCUCUUGUUUCUUUCUUUCUUUGUUUAUCUAUAUCAGAGAAAGUAUCUGUCAGACUCUUGUAUUUUCUUUCUUUCUUUCUUUAUCUAUAUCAGAAAAGUAUUCUGUCAAGUCUUGUUACCUUUCUUUCUUUUUUUCUUUGUUUAUCUAUAUCAGAGAAAGUAUCUGUCAGUCUCUUGUUUCUUUCUUUCUUUUUUUGUUUUUGUUUAUCUUGUUUCUUUCUGUCUUUUGUUUAUCUAUAUCAGAGAAAAUAUAUGUCAGCCUCUUGUAUCUUUCUUUCUUUUUUCUUUGUUUAUCUAUAUCAGAGAAAGUAACUGUCAGCCUCUUGUUUCUUUCUUUUUGUUUAUCUUAUCAGAGAAAGUAUCUGUCAGUCUCUUUUCUUUCUUUCUUUGUUUAUCUAUAUCAGAGAAAAUGUAUCUGUCAGCCUCUUGUUUCUUUCUUUCUUUUUUUCUUUGUUUAUCUAUAUCAGAGAAAGUAUCUGUCAGCCUCUUGUUUCUUUCUUUCUUUUGUUUAUUUAUCUAUAUCAGAGAAAAUAUCUGUCAGCCUCUUGUUUCUUUCUUUCUUUUUUUCUUUGUUUAUCUAUAUCAGAGAAAGUAUCUGUCAGCCUCUUGUUUCUUUCUUUCUUUUUCUUUGUUUAUCUAUAUCAGAGAAAUAUAUGUCAGCCUCUUUGUUUCUCUUGUUUCUUUCUUUUGUUUCUUUCUUUCUUUUUUCUUUGUUUAUCUAUAUCAGAGAAAGUAGUAUCUGUCUCCUCUUGUUUCUUUCUUUCUUUUUUUUUUGUUUAUCUAUAUCAAAGAAAAUAUAUGUCAACCUCUUGUUUCUUUCUUUCUUUUUUUCUUUGUUUAUCUAUAUCAGAGAAAGUAUCUGUCAGUCUCUUUCUUUUUCUUUUUUGUUUCUUUCUUUCUUUUUUUUCUUUCUUUUUUAUCUAUAUCAGAGAAAAUAUCUGUCAGCCUCUUGUUUCUUUCUUUCUUUUUGUUUAUCUAUAUCAGAAAAAGAAAAUAUCUGUCAGCCUCUUGUUUCUUUCUUUCUUUCUUUGUUUAUCUAUAUCAGAAAAAGUAUCUGUCAGCCUCUCUUGUUUCUUUCUUUCUUUUUUUUUUUGUUUAUCUAUAUCAGAAAAAUAUCUGUCAGCCUCUUUGUUUCUUUCUUUCUUUGUUUAUCUAUAUCAGAGAAAGUAUCUGUCAGCCUCUUGUUUCUUUUUUUCUUUGUUUAUCUAUAUCAGAGAAAGUAUCUGUCAGCCUCUUGUUUCUUUCUUUCUUUUUUCUUUGUUUAUCUAUAUCAGAAAAAGUUUUUCUUUCUUUCUUUGUUUAUCUAUAUCAGAAAAAGUAUAUGUCAGCCUCUUUUGUUUAUUUCUUUCUUUUCUUUUUUUUAUCUAUAUCAGAGAAAAAUAUCUGUCAGCCUCUUUGUUUCUUUCUUUUUUCUUUAUCUAUAUCAGAGAAAAUAUUUGUCAGCCUCUUGUUUCUUUCUUUCUUUGUUUAUCUAUAUCAGAGAAAGUAACUGUCAGCCUCUUGUUUCUUUCUUUCUUUUUUUUUAUUCAUUGUUUAUCUAUAUCAGAUCAGAAAGUAUCUGUCAGCCUCUUGUUUCUUUCUUUCUUUGUUUAUCUAUAUCAGAAAAAUAUAUGUCAGCCUCUUCUUUCUUUCUUUCUUUCUUUGUUUAUCUAUAUCAGAAAAGUAACUGUCAGCCUCUUGUUUCUUUUCUUUCUUUUUUUUUUUAUCUAUAUCAGAAAAGUAUCUGUCAGCCUCUUGUUUCUUUCUUUCUUUGUUUAUCUAUAUCAUAUAUCAGAGAAAAUAUCUUGUUCUUUUCUUUUCUUUUAGUUUAUCUAUAUCAGAAAAGUAACUGUCAGCCUCUUGUUUCUUUCUUUCUUUUUUUCUUUAUCUAUAUCAGAAAAGUAUCUGUCAGCCUCUUGUUUCUUUCUUUUUUUUUGUUUAUCUAUAUCAGAAAAAUAAGAAACUGUCAGCCUCUUGUUUCUUUCUUUUUCUUUGUUUAUCUAUAUCAGAGAAAGUAUAUGUCAGCCUCUUGUUUCUUUCUUUCUUUCUUUCUUUGUUUAUCUAUAUCAGAGAAAAAUAUCUCUUGUUUCUUUCUUUCUUUGUUUAUCUUAUCUAUAUCAGAGAAAGUAUCUGUCAGUUUCUUGUUUCUUUCUUUCUUUGUUUAUCUAUAUCAGAGAAAAUAUCUGUCAGCCUCUUGUUUCUUUUCUUUCUUUCUUUCUUUGUUUAUCUAUAUCAGAGAAAAUAUCUGUCAGCCUCUUGUUUCUUUCUUUCUUUCUUUCUUUGUUUUUAUCUAUAUCAGAGAAAGUCAGUCUCUUGUUUUCUUUGUUUCUCUUUUUCUUUGUUUAUCUAUAUCAGAGAAAGUAACUCUUGUUUCUUUCCUUUAUUAUAUCAGAAAAUAUCUUUCUUUCUUUCUUUCUUUCUUUCUUUUUAUCUAUAUCAGAGAAAGUAUCUGUCAGCCUCUUGUUUCUUUCUUUCUUUCUUUGUUUAUCUAUAUCAUAGAAAAUAUCUGUCAGCCUCUUGUUUCUUUCUUUCUUUCUUUUUGUUUAUCUAUAUCAGAAAGUAACUGUCAGCCUCUUGUUUCUUUCUUUCUUUUUUUCUUUGUUUAUCUAUAUCAGAAAAAAUAUCUGUCAGCCUCUUGUUUCUUUCUUUUUUUUUUCUUUGUUUAUCUAUAUCAGAGAAAGUAUCUGUCAGCCUCUUGUUUUUCUUUCUUUCUUUCUUUGUUUAUCUAUAUCAGAGAAAGUAACUGUCAGCCUCUUGUUUCUUUCUUUCUUUCUUUCUUUGUUUAUCUAUAUCAGAGAAAAUAUAUGUCAGCCUCUUGUUUCUUUCUUUCUUUCUUUCUUUGUUUAUCUAUAUCAGAAAAAGUAUCUGUCAGCCUCUCUUUUCUUUCUUUCUUUCUUUUGUUUAUCUAUAUCAGAGAAAGUAUCUGUCAGCCUCUUGUUUCUUUCUUUCUUUUUCUUUGUUUAUAUCAGAAUCAAGUAACUGUCUGUCAGCCUCUUGUUUCUUUCUUUCUUUUUUUCUUUGUUUAUCUAUAUCAGAGAAAGUAUCUGUCAGCCUCUUGUUUCUUUCUUUCUUUGUUUAUCUAUAUCAGAGAAAGUAUCUGUCAGCCUCUUGUUUCUUUCUUUCUUUGUUUAUCUAUAUCAGAAAAUAUAUGUCAACCUCUUUUUUUGUUUUCUUUCUUUCUUUUUCUUUUUGUUUAUCUAUAUCAGAGAAAGUAUCUGUCCGCCUCUUGUUUCUUUCUUUCUUUCUUUCUUUGUUUAUCUAUAUCAGAAAAACUGUAUCUGUCAGCCUCUUGUUCUUUCUUUUUCUUUGUUUAUCUAUAUCAGAGAAAAGUAUCUGUCAGCCUCUUAUUUUUUCUUUCUUUGUUUAUCUAUAUCAGAGAAAAACUAUCAUGUCUUGUCUUGUUUCUUUCUUUCUUUUUUUUCUUUAUUUAUAUCAGAGAAAGUAUCUGUCAGCCUCUUGUUUCUUUCUUUCUUUGUUUAUCUAUAUCAGAGAAAGUAACUGUCAGCCUCUUGUUUCUUUUCUUUCUUUUGUUUAUCUAUAUCAGAGAAAAUAUAUGUCAGCCUCUUGUUUCUUUCUUUCUUUUUUUUUUUUGUUUAUCUAUAUCAGAGAAAGUAUCUGUCAGCCUCUUUCUUUCUUUCUUUCUUUGUUUAUCUAUAUCAGAGAAAGUAUCUAGAAAAAUAUCUGUCCAGCCUCUUGUUUCUUUCUUUCUUUGUUUAUCUAUAUCAGAGAUAAUAUGUCAGCCUCUUGUUUCUUUCUUUCUUUUUUUCUUUGUUUAUCUAUAUCAGAAAAGUAACUGUCAGCCUCUUGUUUCUUUCUUUCUUUUUUUUUUUUUUUGUUUAUCUAUAUCAGAGAAAGUAUCUGUCAGCCUCUUGUUUCUUUCUUUCUUUUUUUCUUUGUUUAUCUAUAUCAGAAAAUAUAUGUCAGCCUCUUGUUCUUUCUUUCUUUCUUUCUUUAUCUAUAUCAGAGAAAAUUUUGUCAGCCUCUUGUAUCUUUUUUUCUUUCUUUCUUUAUUUAUCUAUAUCAGAGAAAGUAUCUGUCAGUCUCUUGUUUCUUUCUUUCUUUUUUUUUCUUUGUUUAUCUAUAUCAGAAAAGUAUCUGUCAGCCUCUUUUCUUUCUUUCUUUCUUUGUUUAUCUAUAUCAGAAAAAUAUAUGUCAGCCUCUUGUAUCUUUCUUUCUUUCUUUCUUUGUUUAUCUAUAUCAGAAAAUAUCUACCAGCCUCUUGUUUCUUUUUUUUCUUUUUUUUUUGUUUAUCUAUAUCAGAGAAAAUAUCUGUCAGCCUCUUGUUCUUUCUUUCUUUCUUUGUUUAUCUAUAUCAGAGAAAGUAUCUGUCAGCCUCUUGUUUCUUUCUUUCUUUUUUUUGUUUAUCUAUAUCAGAAAAUAUCUGUCAGCCUCUUGUUUCUUUCUUUCUUUCUUUAUCUAUAUCAGAGAAAAUAUAUGUCAUCUUGUAUUUUCUUUCUUUCUUUCUUUGUUUAUCUAUAUCAGAGAAAGUAACUGUCAGCCUCUUGUUUCUUUCUUUCUUUUUUUUCUUUGUUUAUCUAUAUCAGAGAAAGUAUCUGUCAGCCUCUUGUUUCUUUCUGUCUUUGUUUAUCUAUAUCAGAGAAAAUAUAUGUCAGCCUCUUGUAUCUUUCUUUCUUUCUUUCUUUGUUUAUCUAUAUCAGAGAAAUAACUGUCAGCCUCUUGUUUCUUUUUUUCUUUGUUUAUCUAUAUCAGAGAAAGUAACUGUCAGCCUCUUGUUUCUUUCUUUUUGUUUUCUUUAUCUAUAUCAGAAAAUAUAUGUCAGCCUCUUGUUCUUUCUUUUUUCUUUCUUUGUUUAUCUAUAUCAGAGAAAGUAUCUGUCAGCCUCUUGUUUUUCUUUCUUUUUUCUUUGUUUAUCUAUAUCAGAAAAGUAUAUGUCAGCCUCUUGUUUCUUUCUGUCUUUGUUUAUCUAUAUCAGAGAAAAUAUAUAUCAGCCUCUUGUAUCUUUCUUUCUUUCUUUCUUUGUUUAUCUAUAUCAGAGAAAGUAUCUGUCAGUCUCUUGUUUCUUUCUUUCUUUUUUUCUUUGUUUAUCUAUAUCAGAGAAUGUAACUGUCAGCCUCUUGUUUCUUUUCUUUCUUUCUUUGUUUAUCUAUAUCAGAGAAAGUAUAUGUCAGCCUCUUUGUUUAUCUUUCUUUCUUUCUUUGUUUAUCUAUAUCAGAGAAAAAACUGUCAGCCUCUUGUUUCUUUCUUUCUUUUUUUUCUUUGUUUAUCUAUAUCAGAGAAAGUAUCUGUCAGCCUCUUGUUUCUUUCUUUUUUUUCUUUGUUUAUCUAUAUCAGAGAAAGUAUCUGUCAGCCUCUUGUUUUUUCUUUCUUUCUUUCUUUGUUUAUCUAUAUCAGAAAAAGUAUCUGUCAGCCUCUUGUUUCUUUCUUUUUUUUCUUUGUUUAUCUAUAUCAGAAAGUAUCUGUCAGUCUCUUGUUUCUUUCUUUCUUUUUUUCUUUGUUUAUCUAUAUCAGAAAAGUAUCUGUCAGUCUCUUGUUUUUCUUUUUUUUCUUUGUUUAUCUAUAUCAGAAAAGUAUCUGUCAGCCUCUUUGUUUCUUUUCUUUCUUUUUUUCUUUGUUUUUAUCUAUAUCAGAGAAAGUAUCUCUUGUUUCUUUCUUUCUUUUUUCUUUGUUUAUCUAUAUCAGAGAAAGUAUCUGUCAGCCUUUGUUUCUUUUUUUCUUUGUUUAUCUAUAUCAGAGAAAGUAUCUGUCAGUCUCUUGUUUCUUUCUUUCUUUUUUGUUUGUUUAUCUAUAUCAGAGAAAGUAUCUGUCAGCCUCUUGUUUCUUUCUUUCUUUUUUCUUUGUUUAUCUAUAUCAGAGAAAGUAACUGUCAGCCUCUUGUUUCUUUCUUUCUUUUUUUCUUUGUUUAUCUAUAUCAGAGAAAGUAUCUGUCAGCCUCUUGUUUCUUUCUUUCUUUGUUUAUCUAUAUCAGAGAAAAUAUCUGUCAGCCUCUUGUUUCUUUCUUUCUUUCUUUGUUUAUCUAUAUCAGAGAAAGUAUCUGUCAGCCUCUUGUUUCUUUCUUUCUUUGUUUAUCUAUAUCAGAGAAAGUAUCUUUGUCAGCCUCUUGUUUCUUUCUUUCUUUUCUUUGUUUAUCUAUAUCAGAGAAAGUAUCUGUCAGCCUCUUUCUUUCUUUCUUUCUUUGUUUAUCUAUAUCAGAAAAGUAUCUGUUUUGUUUCUUUCUUUUUUUUGUUUAUCUAUAUCAGAGAAAGUAUCUGUCAGCCUCUUGUUUCUUUCUUUCUUUGUUUAUCUAUAUCAGAAAAAUAUAUGUCAGCCUCUUUAUUUCUUUCUUUCUUUCUUUCUUUGUUUAUCUAUAUCAGAAAAGUAACUGUCAGCCUCUUUUUUCUUUUUUUUUUUGUUUAUCUAUAUCAGAGAAAGUAUCUGUCAGCCUCUUGUUUCUUUCUGUCUUUGUUUAUCUAUAUCAGAGAAAAUAUAUGUCAGCCUCUUGUAUCUUUCUUUCUUUCUUUCUUUGUUUAUCUAUAUCAGAGAAAGUAUCUGUCAGUCUCUUGUUUCUUUCUUUCUUUUUUUCUUUGUUUAUCUAUAUCAGAGAAAGUAACUGUCAGCCUCUUGUUUCUUUCUGUCUUUGUUUAUCUAUAUCAGAGAAAAUAUAUGUCAGCCUCUUGUAUCUUUCUUUCUUUGUUUAUCUAUAUCAGAUCAAAAAGUAUAUGUCAGCCUCUUGUUUCUUUCUUUCUUUCUUUCUUUGUUUAUCUAUAUCAGAGAAAGUAACUGUCAGCCUCUUGUUUCUUUCUUUCUUUGUUUAUCUAUGUCAGAGAAAAUAUCUGUCAGCCUCUUGUUUCUUUCUUUCUUUUUUUUUGUUUAUCUAUAUCAGAAAGUAUCUGUCAGCCUCUUGUUUUUUCUUUCUUUUUUCUUUGUUUAUCUAUAUCAGAGAAAACUGUCAGCCUCUUAUCCAGUUUCUUUCUUUUUUUUUUUUUUGUUUAUCUAUAUCAGAGAAAGUAUCUGUCAGCCUCUUGUUUCUUUCUUUCUUUGUUUAUCUAUAUCAGAGAAAGUAUCUGUCAGCCUCUUGUUUCUUUCUUUCUUUGUUUAUCUAUAUCAGAGAAAGUAACUGUCAGCCUCUUGUUUCUUUCUUUCUUUGUUUAUCUAUAUCAGAGAAAGUAACUGUCAGCCUCUUGUUUCUUUCUUUCUUUUUUUCUUUGUUUAUCUAUAUCAGAGAAAGUAUCUGUCAGCCUCUUGUUUCUUUCUUUCUUUUUUUCUUUGUUUAUCUAUAUCAGAGAAAGUAUCUGUCAGCCUCUUGUUUCUUUCUUUCUUUGUUUAUCUAUAUCAGAGAAAGUAACUGUCAGCCUCUUGUUUCUUUCUUUCUUUCUUUGUUUAUCUAUAUCAGAGAAAGUAUCUGUCAGCCUCUUGUUUCUUUCUUUCUUUUUUUUUUUGUUUAUCUAUAUCAGAGAAAGUAUCUGUCAGUUUCUCUUUUUAUCUUUCUUUUCUUUUUUUUUCUUUAUCUAUAUCUAUAUCAGAAAAGUAUCUGUCAGCCUCUUGUUUCUUUCUUUCUUUGUUUAUCUAUAUCAGAGAAAAAUAACUGUCAGCCUCUUGUUUCUUUCUUUCUUUUUUCUUUGUUUAUCUAUAUCAUCAGAAAGUAUCUGUCAGUCUCUUGUUUCUUUUUUUUUCUUUGUUUAUCUAUAUCAGAGAAAGUAACUGUCAGCCUCUUGUUUCUUUCUUUCUUUUUUUUUGUUUAUCUAUAUCAGAGAAAGUAUCUGUCAGCCUCUUGUUUCUUUCUUUCUUUGUUUAUCUAUAUCAGAGAAAAUAUAUGUCAGCCUCUUGUUUCUUUCUUUCUUUUUUUUCUUUGUUUAUCUAUAUCAGAGAAAGUAUCUGUCAGCCUCUUGUUUUUUCUUUCUUUUUUUCUUUGUUUAUCUAUAUCAGAGAAAGUAUCUGUCAGCCUCUUGUUUCUUUCUUUCUUUUUUUCUUUGUUUAUCUAUAUCAGAGAAAGUAUCUGUCAGCCUCUUGUUUCUUUCUGUCUUUGUUUAUCUAUAUCAGAGAAAAUAUAUGUCAGCCUCUUGUUUCUUUCUUUCUUUUUUUUUGUUUAUCUAUAUCAGAGAAAGUAUCUGCCAGCCUCUUGUUUCUUUCUGUCUUUGUUUAUCUAUAUCAGAGAAAAUAUAUGUCAGCCUCUUGUAUCUUUCUUUCUUUCUUUCUUUGUUUAUCUAUAUCAGAAAAGUAUCUGUCAGCCUCUUGUUUCUUUCUUUUUUUGUUUAUCUAUAUCAGAAAAGUAUCUGUCAGCCUCUUGUUUCUUUCUUUCUUUUUUUUUGUUUAUCUAUAUCAGAGAAAGUAUCUGUCAGCCUCUUGUUUCUUUCUUUCUUUUUCUUUAUUUAUCUAUAUCAGAGAAAGUAUCUGUCAGCCUCUUGUUUCUUUCUUUCUUUUUUAUUUUUUUUCAGUUUAUCUAUAUCAGAGAAAGUUUAUCUGUCAGCCUCUUGUUUCUUUUUUUCUUUUUUCUUUGUUUAUCUAUAUCAGAGAAAAUAACUGUCAGCCUCUUGUUUCUUUCUUUUCUUUUUUCUUUGUUUAUCUAUAUCAGAGAAAGUAUCUGUCAGUCUCUUGUUUCUUUCUUUCUUUCUUUUGUUUAUCUAUAUCUGAGAAAAUAUCUGUCAGCCUCUUGUUUCUUUCUUUUUCUUUGUUUAUCUAUAUCAGAAAGUAUCUGUCAGCCUCUUUUUUUUUUUCUUUUUUUUCUUUGUUUAUCUAUAUCAGAGAAAGUAUCUGUCAGCCUCUUUUUUUUUUCUUUUUUUGUUUAUCUAUAUCAGAGAAAGUAUCUGUCAGUCUCUUGUUUCUUUCUUUUCUUUGUUUAUCUAUAUCAGAAAAAUAUGUCAGCCUCUUGUUUUCUUUCUUUCUUUUUUUUGUUUAUCUAUAUCAGAGAAAGUAUCUGUCAGCCUCUUGUUUCUUUCUUUCUUUUUUCUUUGUUUAUCUAUAUCAGAAAAAUAACUGUCAGCCUCUUGUUUCUUUCUUUCUUUUUUUUUGUUUAUAUAUCAGAAAAAGUAACUGUCAGUCUCUUGUUUCUUUCUUUCUUUUUUUAUCUAUAUCAGAGAAAGUAUAUGUCAGCCUCUUGUUUUCUUUUUAUCUUUUUUCUUUGUUUUAUCUAUAUCAGAGAAAGUAACUGUCAGUCUCUUGUUUUCUUUCUUUCUUUUUCUUUGUUUAUCUAUAUCAGAGAAAGUAUCUGUCAGUCUCUUGUUUCUUUCUUUCUUUUUUUCUUUGUUUAUCUAUAUCAGAGAAAGUAUCUGUCAGCCUCUUGUUUCUUUCUUUCUUUGUUUAUCUAUAUCAGAGAAAAUAUAUGUCAGCCUCUUGUAUCUUUCUUUCUUUCUUUCUUUGUUUAUCUAUAUCAGAGAAAAGAAAGUAUCUGUCAGUCUCUUGUUUCUUUCUUUCUUUUUGUUUAUCUAUAUCAGAAAGUAUCUGUCAGCCUCUUGUUUCUUUCUUUCUUUUUUCUUUGUUUAUCUAUAUCAGAGAAAGUAUCUGUCAGCCUCUUGUUUCUUUCUUUCUUUUUUGUUUAUCUAUAUCAGAAAAGUAUCUGUCAGUCUCUUGUUUCUUUCUUUCUUUGUUUAUCUAUAUCAGAGAAAGUAACUGUCAGCCUCUUGUUUUCUUUCUUUUCUUUGUUUAUCUAUAUCAGAGAAAGUAACUGUCAGCCUCUUGUUUCUUUCUGUCAGCCUCUUUUUUCUUUAGAAAGUAUCUGUCAGCCUCUUGUUUCUUUCUUUCUUUUUUUGUUUAUCUAUAUCAGAGAAAGUAUCUGUCAGCCUCUUGUUUCUUUCUUUCUUUUUCUUUGUUUAUCUAUAUCAGAGAAAGUAUCUGUCAGCCUCUUGUUUCUUUUUUCUUUGUUUAUCUAUAUCAGAGAAAGUAUCUGUCAGCCUCUUGUUUCUUUCUUUCUUUGUUUAUCUAUAUCAGAAAGUAUCUGUCAACCUCUUGUUUCUUUCUUUCUUUUUUCUUUGUUUAUCUAUAUCAGAAAGUAUCUGUCAGCCUCUUGUUUCUUUCUUUCUUUGUUUAUCUAUAUCAGAGAAAGUAACUGUCAGCCUCUUGUUUCUUUCUUUCUUUUUUUCUUUGUUUAUCUAUAUCAGAGAAAGUAUCUGUCAGCCUCUUGUUUCUUUCUUUCUUUGUUUAUCUAUAUCAGAGAAAGUAUCUGUCAGCCUCUUGUUUCUUUCUUUCUUUUUUUUUUGUUUAUCUAUAUCAGAGAAAGUAUCUGUCAGCCUCUUGUUUCUUUCUUUCUUUGUUUAUCUAUAUCAGAGAAAGUAACUGUCAGCCUCUUGUUUCUUUCUUUCUUUUUUCUUUGUUUAUCUAUAUCAGAGAAAGUAUCUGUCAGCCUCUUGUUUCUUUAUUCUUUGUUUAUCUAUAUCAGAGAAAGUAUCUGUCAGCCUCUUGUUUCUUUCUUUCUUUGUUUAUCUAUAUCAGAGACAAUAUAUGUCAGCCUCUUGUAUCUUUCUUUCUUUGUUUAUCUAUAUCAGAGAAAAAAAGUAUCUGUCAGCCUCUUGCUUCUUUCUUUCUUUGUUUAUCUAUAUCCAGAGAAAGUAUCUGUCAGCCUCUUGCUUCUUUCUUUCUUUGUUUAUCUAUAUCAGAGAAAGUAUCUGUCAGCCUCUUGCUUCUUUUCUUUUUUUCUUUGUUUAUCUAUAUCAGAGAAAGUAUCUGUCAGCCUCUUGCUUCUUUCUUUCUUUCUUUCUUUGUUUAUCUAUAUCAGAGAAAGUAUCUGUCAGCCUCUUGUUUCUUUCUUUCUUUGUUUAUCUAUAUCAGAGAAAGUAUCUGUCAGCCUCUUGCUUCUUUCUUUCUUUGUUUAUCUAUAUCAGAGAAAGUAUCUGUCAGCCUCUUGUUUCUUUCUUUCUUUUUUUCUUUGUUUAUCUAUAUCAGAGAAAGUAUCUGUCAGCCUCUUGCUUCUUUCUUUCUUUGUUUAUCUAUAUCAGAGAAAGUAUCUGUCAGUCUCUUGUUUCUUUCUUUCUUUGUUUAUCUAUAUCAGUGAAAGUAACUGUCAGCCUCUUGUUUCUUUCUUUCUUUGUUUAUCUAUAUCAGAGAAAGUAACUGUCAGCCUCUUGUUUCUUUCUUUCUUUUUUUCUUUGUUUAUCUAUAUCAGAGAAAAGAAAGUAUCUGUCAGUCUCUUGUUUCUUUCUUUCUUUGUUUAUCUAUAUCUGAGAAAGUAUCUGUCAGCCUCUUGUUUCUUUCUUUCUUUCUUUAUCUAUAUCAGAGAAAGUAUCUGUCAGCCUUUUGUUUCUUUCUUUCUUUUUUUCUUUGUUUAUCUAUAUCAGAGAAAGUAUCUGUCAGUCUCUUUUUUCUUUCUUUCUGUGUUUACCUAUAUCAGAGAAAGUAACUGUCAGCCUAUUGUUUCUUUCUUUCUUUGUUUAUCUAUAUCAGAGAAAGUAACUGUCAGCCUCUUGUUUCUUUCUUUCUUUUUUUCUUUGUUUAUCUAUAUCAGAGAAAGUAUCUGUCAGUCUCUUGUUUCUUUCUUUCUUUGUUUAUCUAUAUCAGAGAAAGUAACUGUCAGCCUCUUGUUUCUUUCUUUCUUUUUUUCUUUGUUUAUCUAUAUCAGAGAAAGUAUCUGUCAGUCUCUUGUUUCUUUCUUUCUUUGUUUAUCUAUAUCAGAGAAAGUAACUGUCAGCCUCUUGUUUCUUUCUUUCUUUUUUUCUUUGUUUAUAUAUAUCAGAGAAAGUAUCUGUCAGUCUCUUGUUUCUUUCUUUGUUUGUUUAUCUAUAUCAGAGAAAGUAACUGACAGCCUCUUGUUUCUUUCUUUCUUUUUUUCUUUGUUUAUCUAUAUCAGAGAAAGUAUCUGUCAGUCUCUUGUUUCUUUCUUUCUUUGUUUAUCUAUAUCAGAGAAAGUAACUGUCAGCCUCUUGUUUCGUUCUUUCUUUUUUUCUUUGUUUAUCUAUAUCAGAGAAAGUAUCUGUCAGCCUCUUGCUUCUUUCUUUCUUUGUUUAUCUAUAUCAGAGAAAGUAUCUGUCAGCCUCUUGCUUCUUUCUUUCUUUGUUUAUCUAUAUCAGAGAAAGUAUCUGUCAGCCUCUUGCUUCUUUCUUUCUUUGUUUAUCUAUAUCAGAGAAAGUAUCUGUCAGCCUCUUGCUUCUUUCUUUCUUUCUUUCUUUGUUUAUCUAUAUCAGAGAAAGUAUCUGUCAGCCUCUUGCAUCUUUCUUUCUUUGUUUAUCUAUAUCAGAGAAAGUAUCUGUCAGCCUCUUGCUUCUUUCUUUCUUUGUUUAUCUAUAUCAGAGAAAGUAUCUGUCAGACUCUUGUUUCUUUCUUUCUUUUUUUCUUUGUUUAUCUAUAUCAGAGAAUGUAACUGUCAGCCUCUUGUUUCUUUCUUUCUUUUUUUCUUUGUUUAUCUAUAUCAGAGAAUGUAUCUGUCAGUCUCUUGUUUCUUUCUUUCUUUCUUUAUCUAUGUCAGAGAAAGUAUCUGUCAGCCUCUUGCUUCUUUCUUUCUUUGUUUAUCUAUAUCAGAGAAAAUAUAUGUCAGCCUCUUGCUUCUUUCUUUCUUUGUUUAUCUAUAUCAGAGAAAGUAUCUGUCAGCCUCUUGCUUCUUUCUUUCUUUGUUUAUCUAUAUCAGAGAAAGUAUCUGUCAGCCUCUUGCUUCUUUCUUUCUUUGUUUAUCUAUAUCAGAGAAAGUAUCUGUCAGCCUCUUGUUUCUUUCUUUCUUUUUUUCUUUGUUUAUCUAUAUCAGAGAAAAGAAAGUAUCUGUCAGUCUCUUGUUUCUUUCUUUCUUUGUUUAUCUAUAUCAGAGAAAGUAUCUGUCAGCCUCUUGCUUCUUUCUUUCUUUGUUUAUCUAUAUCAGAGAAAGUAUCUGUCAGCCUCUUGCUUCUUUCUUUCUUUGUUUAUCUAUAUCAGAGAAAGUAUCUGUCAGCCUCUUGCUUCUUUCUUUCUUUGUUUAUCUAUAUCAGAGAAAGUAUCUGUCAGCCUCUUGUUUCUUUCUUUCUUUUUUUCUUUGUUUAUCUAUGUCAGAGAAAGUAACUGUCAGCCUCUUGUUUCUUUCUUUCUUUUUUUCUUUGUUUAUCUAUAUCAGAGAAAGUAUCUGUCAGCCUCUUGUUUCUUUCUUUCUUUUUUUCUUUGUUUAUCUAUAUCAGAGAAAGUAUCUGUCAGUCUCUUGUUUCUUUCUUUCUUUGUUUAUCUAUAUCAGAGAAACUAUCUGUCAGCCUCUUGCUACUUUCUUUCUUUGUUUAUCUAUAUCAGAGAAAGUAUCUGUCAGCCUCUUGCUUCUUUCUUUCUUUGUUUAUCUAUAUCAGAGAAAGUAUCUGUCAGCCUCUUGCUUCUUUCUUUCUUUGUUUCUCUAUAUCAGAGAAAGUAUCUGUCAGCCUCUUGCUUCUUUCUAUCUUUGUUUAUCUAUAUCAGAGAAAGUAACUGUCAGCCUCUUGUUUCUUUCUUUCUUUGUUUAUCUAUAUCAGAGAAAGUAUCUGUCAGCCUCUUGUUUCUUUCUUUCUUUGUUCAUCUAUAUCAGAGAAAGUGUCUGUCAGCCUCUUGUUUUUUUAUUUCUUUCUUUCUUUUCUUAUCUAUACCAGAGAAAGUGUCGUUCAGCCUCUUGUUUCUUUCUUUCUUUGUUUAUCUAUAUCAGAGAAAGUAUCUGUCAGCCUCUUGUUUUUUCUUUCUUUCUUUCUUUGUUUAUCUAUAUCAGAGAAAGUAUUUGUCAGCCUCUUGUUUCUUUCUUUCUUUGUUUAUCUAUAUCAGAGGUGUUUGGUGUUGAUAGAUAG
Molecule: messenger RNA, 42558 nt
Organism: Acanthosepion pharaonis
Lineage: Eukaryota; Metazoa; Mollusca; Cephalopoda; Sepiida; Sepiidae
Source: the annotation of a GenBank genome assembly